AUGUCGGAGCAAGGUCAGGAAUCCGCUAGAAGGCAAGGGACCAGGUAUUCAUGCUUUUACAUCUUUAACUCAAUUUUCAGGGUCUUUAAGAAGAGCAGCCCCAACAAUAAGGUACCACAAUGGUUUUAAUUAGGGUUUAUAAUGUUUUUAGUUGACUGCUUACUUGUCAAAACGGGAUUUUAUCGACCAUUUAACACACGUUGACCCAAUAGGUAUGCUUAUUGAUCUUUUAACUUGAUUUUUCAGAGGGAGUUGUCCUCAUUGACGAAUCGUAUGUAAAGAAUAGACGAGUAUUUGUACACGUCCUUGCUGCAUUCCGAUAUGGUAGAGAGGACCUUGAUGUUCUCGGUCUUUCAUUUCGGAAGGACUUGUUCUUGGCCUCCGCUCAACUCUACCCCCCACAAACAACAAAGGUUGAUAAUACGCCUGUAAACCCCAUUCCCGUUCUGGCCGUCGCUUCCGGUAAUACAUCGAGCAAAAAAUCAUCAGCUGGCGGUGUCGAUGGCGAUACCACUGGUGAAAACACAGAUCUCGAAUCUAAGCCAGAGCCAAAGCCUCUUACACGCUUGCAGGAACGCCUGAUUAAGAAGUUAGGGCCGUCAGCCUACCCGUUUUAUUUCGAGGUAAGCCAAUCCUUUUUAAAUGUUUCUAAGUGCUCCUUCCCUGGCUCUUCUUUCCUGCCUGCCUUUUGCUUGCCCUAUUAAGUUAGUUAUCUGGUACUUCAAGUCCUCUUCAUGAUGUUGACGGUUCGCGUUUGCUUCGUUUACUAUACUUCCAUAGCCGACGCGUUCGUGUCCUGAGCAUAUGAGUUUGCUAAAUCACUCCUUCUCCCCGACACCUCGAAAAUGAUAAUUUGCGCCACGUGGGACUUUUGGUUUCUUGUCUCGUUUUUUUUUCGCGCAGUUCUCGUUUACUGUCGUUAAUUAUUUCACCACAGUAAUCACCCUAAUGCUAAUUAGCGUGCCUAAGAUUACGAGGCCGGAAGGUGCAACAUGUAAAAGUUCAUGCUUUUUCUGCCUGUCUCCAGUCCCGGCGAACUACCAUGGUUCAGUAUGAUCUUAAAAAAUCCUGCAUGAAGUUUGAUACGCACCAUGAUAAGUAUCUACGUCCGUUUCGAUCUUUGCACUAGCGGAUUUCUUCCUACUUUGAUGAUGCGCACGUCAUUUAUAAGGUGUUAUGUUGUCCGUAGUGCCCUCAUUAAAUGUUCUCGUGAGACUGCUUUGGCGUUUUAAUGCUCUCUACCAUCAGGCUGUUAAAAUUUCGAUCAUAUGCAUAAAACCUGCGUCUCCAUUUCCUCGCCGAUAUUUUUGUGGGUGUAAAGAGACAUCCGCUCUGUUGUUGAAGCUUGUCAAUGCCGACCAUCCGGGCUGAAUGUCUUCAACAUAGUCUUUAGUCGCUGCUUGUUAUGAAUAUGCAAACUAUUAUAUCGUUUUUGUCAUCCCUCCAAAUUGCUAUUAUUGGGACCUUUAUGUACUCUUACAGUUUUUCUACUCAGUAUUCCAAGUCGCCAUUCUGACCGAAGAGUUUCUAGUCUUUUGGUUUUGACUGCUGCCAAAAACUCGAAAGGGGCCUCUUUCGUCAACAGAGUAACAUCUAGUACAAGGCCCUCAACGUCUUUAUAUGCUACUUCCCUCUACUUUGUGUGUGCAUCUAUCUGUAGUUAGCCUGCAUCCAAAUCCUCUGUUAUAACCGAUGCAUUUUAUUACCUAUUCAGUGAAUUAGAGGUUGCAUUACUGUUAUAUAGCAUUAAAUGAAAUUGAAUUAAAUGUCAGUUCCUCAUGUGUUAGGUGCUGAUACCUUAGAACUUCUGGAAGUGGUCGACCGACACCAUAGGAUUUAAAUUUCGUAAUAACUACCUACAGGAAUGCCAUACGUACUUCCACCGGUGUAUGUGGACAUUAUACUUCGAAAUGUCAGACAACCAGUAUGACCGCCUACUUUAGGGCACAUGUUAGCGACUUUGUACUGUACGUCUAACUGGAGUUGUUAAGUUUAGAUUUUCUCCGUUAUCUUCUAAGUGCAGCUGCCUACAAACUAAGCGUUCUGGACCUUGUAUGACUUGUGUGGGUCCAUCCUUUUCACAAUGGGUGCAAAAUGUCGGUGACACAUACAGAACUUUAUAGGAUUUAACGGUUUUCCAACAGUUACACACUGCGACUGUUUCUUGAGUACUUUAUUUAAAAAACGGAAUCCACCGAACUGGAACUUGUGUUAUUAGUUCCCACAGUCAGACCGCGUGUAACGUCCUGGUUGCCAGAAUUCUUCCGAUUCUAAAAUACUCAAGCCGGACGCGACUGACUACGCUAUCUGUCCUGUCAAAUGUGCUCUUCAAAAGCGACAAAAGUAAGAUUGACAGGAAUGCAAACUACCGGUACUGUAUAUACCGCAGAAUAUUCUUGCCCACUGAUAAGAGUUUAUUUGCAUCCUAGUUCAGCAUUAUAAAUAAAGAUGUAGAAGUGACAAAAUUGUCUUAGAGGCCCAGUUAUUUCAACAUUACUGGUCCAAGUCAGUGUACUCGCUGAAAUGUCUGGAGGAAAUCAGAUAUGUGUUGCAUAAGGUGCGUACAUGUUAGGGGAGACUGAAGUACUCAUGCAUUCGGAAAACUAUCGGAACUAACUCGUUGACUUCCGACGUAUCACACCUAGGUGUUUUUGGGACCGUUGUGGGGGCUUCCGCAUGCUCCGCUAUUUGAUUUUCUCUAUUUUCUAGCUUUGAAGGUGAAUGUCAUAAUAAAAUGUCAAAUUAUAUUUGUCUGAAAGCAGUUCUUAAUGGUAUUUAUGGUUCCUCCGCAUGUUACCCCAGAAAGUUUUGUACGGUGAAGGAGCAUUGGGAUCAGCAAUUUUCCAACGUCUGACAGGAGCUGUUGUACUGUCAUCUAAAUAACUAAAAAUCUACAGCCUUUACUGUAUAGGCGAAGCCCAGCACAACUUGCAUCUAAUUGACAUCUGAAUUUUCCCGCGCUACUUUUUGCAUGCUAUUUCUACGCCCUUCUGAUGUUUAUGGAAUCCCAAACAGCAUUUCAACGUUAGAAACGGGACGCAAAUAUUUCACAGUCCAUUCCUAACACUUUGUUCAGAGCCAAGUCUUUUAAGACAACUUUUUGAAUAGAACGAACGAUUAAGGCCUCUAAACCAGACAUAAACGUCGACCUAAGUUGCUUGAGGAAUAUCUUGGUUGGACAUCCCUGUGUCGCAGACCGCAGUAAUCUUUUUUCAAGUAGGGUUCCAGAUAACCUCGCCAAAUACAAUGAGCUCGCUUAAACUCUAACUAAAUGAUAUCACUGUGCGUCUGAGUAAUAGAUCGCUCUGUUAGUAUUAUUUAUUUUUGAACUUUCUUAAGUUGUCUCCACUAAAACUUAAAAACUCCCUUAACAACCCAAGGCCUUAUUUGUUAGCGCCUAAACCUAGUUUUUGCUUAAGAAACAUUACAACCCUCCUCUUAAGCUGCGUAGAAAGGAUUGAUGUUAAUGUUGUCUUCUUUUUUCGGCUUAUUUUCACCCUCUGUUUUAGGCGUAUUCGCCGUUAAGUUUUUUCCAUCAGGCAAUGACGCAAUUCCUCAGAAGAAUACUCCCUCCAGUAUUGUGUACUCCUAACGUACGACAUGGACUGACUAACUCAAUAGCGCUUUUGCAUUUCGGAACAUAGCGCCUAGUUGCCGAACAAUUUAGUAAAGCCUUUAAUUAUACGCCAAUCACCUCAAACGGGAACAUUAGCCAAAUCCUUACGAGUGCCACCGGCUUCUAAGACAGCUUGUUUGUUGUUUCCAGUUUUGUCACUAGCAUCUUCACAGUCACUGCUAGUCAGAGGCUUUCGGAUCCCGACUCUGAGGCUUGCUUUGUUGAUGUUGACUUUCGUACGAAUAUUCAGAAACUGUCAUGAACCGUCACCUUCCCUAGUCAACAUUAUACCGACAAAGCGUAAAAAUUUUGAGAUGCCACAACAGUUGCCUUAAAAAUAGUGGUGUCACUUUGCCAAGGAACCUUUUUUUCUGGAAUGUUUAACUACCUCAACUGAUCGACCUACAAAAAUUCACUGAAAUAAGACUGGCUCCUCUGCCGUCAGAUACAUAAUCCAGUAUGCACCAAAGCUAAUGAAGAAUUUGUCAGAAUUUUUCGCUGCCCCUUAGGCAAGUAGAUUGCCUCGGUGCUUACCUAGAAGCACGCUUAAAUCAAUUGAUACAUGUCAAUGUUUCGACUUUUUAAUGAGUAUCCUCGAAACCAACUACAUAAAUUUAAUUCGGAAAAGUGCUCUAGAGAUGUUCUUUCGUUUUUAUUGAUUUUUUUAUAUCUGUUUAUCGGCCAGUCUGGUAGUCACGUUUCAUAGGUGUACAUAACAAUUUAUUUAAUGCCCUCAGUUACUGUCCCCUUAAAUGUUUGCUGAAAGGGGAUAUUGUGACUUUAAGUCCAUCUACUGACAUUCGAAGCAAAUUUACGCACGCUUGCAUGCAAUGCCAAUUGGACUGCAUGGUGCUCGUAGGCUACUGCAGGGGUACAAAUACACUUUCAUACUUUGGCAGCUCCACUGGGGAAUCGGAUGAUAGCACAUUAUGCUAAUAGUAGUGUCCACCUGAAAAGGUUUGGUUAUUUAAAGCGUACUAAAAACGCGAAUUCUUCCACACUUCGAAUUAACAUGUUAAAUACAGCAUAAGUUUUGAGAAAAUGAGCAUAGGAAAAGAAGUUACCGUGCACGAUGUCAAUGAAAUGCAGUUAAGUUUAGCAACCACUGGAAAUUUAACAGAAUGAUAAGCGCAAUUAUUUAAGUAUAAAUAAAAUAGUUCCGCCAGCUACCAAGAAUACGUGAACCCAGUUGAGCAAAAACCUCUUUACUGACGAAGACUGGAGGUGCUGUAAUAAUCACUGCGGGCUUAUUUGUCGUCAUCGGUCAGAGCACUCCAGGCCGCGCGCCCAAGAGUUAGCCCGAGUUAAUUUCUUGUUAGGCAGCGCCCUCAUCACUGCAUCACGAGCUCACGCCAUGUUGUCUGUGAUCGGAGAUAUUUAGGCACAUAAGAGUGGCCUGGGCUGAUUUCUUUGAUUGGGGUCACCGACUGAUGAAGUUACCUGUGUCGUAAAUAGCUUCUUCCGUCUCCAGUCCAUAAAACCCCACCAUUAUUGGCUGCAUGACGGUGGUCCGCAGACCCUCGCCUCCAGACCAGACGUUGUAGCUGACGUCCAUGCGUGCGCGUACCAACACCUUCUGCGCACCUGCUGGUCCUGUACUAUACACGACCCGUGUUUUUGAAAACGCGACUCCCACGUGGUCAUGUGGCGCCCGCUUGCCAUACCAACGCCAGUCAAUUGCAUCACUGUUGCCUGAACCGUAUGGGAUGUUUUGCAAAUCGUUGGCAUGUAUACACAUGUGACGGGACAAGCUGAGACGUCUGUGUGGGCAAACAUGUGCUGGUGCCCCCACAACAGGCCACGCGCGAGUUGCGCUAAGCCAACACGAGUGCCGGAUCAGAGCUUGGCACUCGUUAUUGGGCUGUGCACCUAUACAUGGGUGGGCGUGAUGGAACGCCUAGACGCAGGUUUCCGCCGCGUCACCCACUUGCGUCCUAUCCGGCCUCCGACCUUGAAUGUUUUGACACUAGGCCCGGCAGGUUAAGGAAGGAGGAAGUGCAGUUGAUGCAGCGCAAGUCUGUCAAGUUCACUUUUAUUAAAGGAAAGGUAUUUCGUGCGCAAGUUGCCGUCGCCCCGUCCACCCUGCUGUGACGCACACCGUGAACAUCGAAACGAUAGCCGAACUGUCGUACAUUCAUCUGUAUUCUCAUGCUGGCUUUUUCUGCCUAUCUGCGUGAAAUUUGGUAGACGGCGACGGACUUUGUCUACUUUUUAACCUUUCAUGGGUCACAUAAUCAGACAAUGGUGGGCCAGUGGUUAAUGGCAUCAACUCACUGUUUUGCAAGUAUGCAAUGUCUGAUUGGCAGACCACGUUUCACGUACGGACAACUUUUUCAGAACUGCGAGCUCAUUUUCCUUUGCUUCACUCUGUCGGUCAAUGACUCCUUAUGAAUGUUCAUUAUUUGUUAGAUGUUGCCACCUGCAUCUUAACUCUAUACGCUCGCGAGACCCAUUAAAAAAGGUAGAGUAGUUUUUCUGCCCUCAACCAUCGGCAACCACUUUAGUCAUUGCUCAGCUAAGUACCUAAACUGCAGUAAACUCCUGGAUUAAUGUAACAGCAAAGAUAAUUCGAAUUAUCAUCAACCGAGGAAGUCAGCCUUGUGAAGGGUGAGUACAUUUCCAACGCGCGUGAGUCAAUCUGUUUCGCAUCCUUUACUCGUCUAAAAAGGCUAUUCGGUCAUUAGUCUUUGCGAAAUUGUCUAAAAUUGCCUUUCUUUUGGGUUCUGUUACCGCCUAUAUGUCUGUUUGCUACUUGUGCAGCAGUGCGACUUUGCACGCGAUUUCGUUAUUUUGCUUAUUUUUUUCUCACCUGGUAAGACUCGAUCAUACAUCCUAUUUGGACGCCUUUACUCACUUUACACAAUAUUGACUGUACUCCUACAGCUAAUUCUGACUAAACAGAUCGUGCGCUAAUGGGAUAUUUUACGGUUAAGCCUAUCCAGCGUAGUACGCAUUCUCCUGAAUCACCCCUGGAUCACCAUUGGCUGCUGAGCUGCUAUAGAUGUCAAUCUCUUGAAUCCCUACCAUCUGGUACCUUACAGAGCAAAAAACAAGUCUUGGAGCUCAAUUUUUACCCACGCGGUCAUUCCGUUUUCCGCGUUCCGGGCUCAUAAGCUUCUAUGGUCAGCGGUCAAUCAUUCCGUUAACAGGAUAGAUUUUUCACUUGUUUGGCCUAAAACAUCACCCAGUAAAACAGGGAAUUGAACAGCCUUUGGUCUCCGACGUUCGCAACUGACACUGCUUUUAUUUUUCUCGUCUUGAAAUGUAAAUCCCUAGGCUUUGAGGGAAUGGAAAUUUUAAAAUUUCACUUCCAAGCGAAAGCCCAUUUCAUGCCGAUUGCUAUCGAAUGCAUAAACUGCGCAGCCUUAAACGACCGCCUAACUUUGUAAACAUCAGAUAUGCUGUCUUAAUUAGCGCAGACUCUGCUUCGCCGUAACUGACGCAUUUGUCGUUGUUUCCAGCGCGGCGUCACCGGUAUCUCUCUUAGCGUGCACACGAUAUGACACUCAUGGACGCAGGCACACACGCACACACACUUGUUUUCCUGGCCAUGACAUUACACAUAAGGUGGAGUGAGGGCUUUGUGCCGAAUGCGAGCGGUCAUCACAUUAUUGAACGACUAACCUGCGCCCGCAUGCCUGUACGUUGAUAGUGGUGCGAAUGUCAACGCGCUCGCAAUUGAUCCUGCCAUCCAAGAAUUCGUGUUAACGUAGCACUUGUCACUCUUUUGUUAAUUCUUCUCGGUCGUCUGUUCUUACUAAAGCAAGUAAUGCGGGUGAUUUUCAAACGCACCCCCCUUUCUCUCGUAGCUCCCACAUGCAACACCCGCCUCCGUUACUCUCCAACCCGGCCCCAACGACAGCGGAAAGGUGAGCCUGUUUGUUCCUAGCCCCCUAAUUGCAGUCUGCCUUCUAACCUCCCCCUCCAGAACCGUUUUCAGGUUAUUCAGUAAGGCCGGCCGCGUUUUCUGACCUGCUGUUGCACUUAUGUGUUUGUUUCUGCCGAACACGACUACACACUUCCGUUUACAUGAAAAAAACUGGUUGUUCGUUGUUGUCAGAGGAAUAAUUUGCGCUGCGUUCGUACCGGCCGCCUGAUUGAACUGUUGCUGCUGUUGCAGUUGUAGGGUCUCGCCUAUUUUGGCACGUGUAAUAAUGGUCUCACUAGGGGGAUCAUUACGCGUGCGAAACGAACAAUAUAUCUCGAAUUUAGCGCUUUGACUGCUGGCACCUUCUCAUUGAAGACACACCUUCUUAGUUCUUUUAUUACGUGCGACCAACUUUAAAUGUACUUUCAGUUUUGGAAAAUUACGUAGAUGAGGUUGCGGUAGUCGUAUUCAUGAAACGCGACCUCACAGUCACUUCCUUCACACUAAACAAAUCUCAUAUCACUGGUGUCAGUCGGGACUAGAAAGGGUACUGAAUGCCAAUUCUGUGGAAUAAAUAGUGGAAAGUGCGUUCAUUAUGACAAUUUUGGGCGAACGUAAAUCACUAAUAAUUAUAAUCUAGAAGCAUAGAGCAACUCGUCCUCGUUAGUUUUAAUUCACACAUUUUUCGACCACUACCUACCUUCUUUCACUAGCUUAAUAGUUUUGGUUGCAAAUCUCGCGACCAUUGCAGACGCGCAUGUUCUGCAAUUCGAUUUCUGAAGUUGUAGGCCGGGUACUGUGUGCUGCGGUGGUUACUAAAGUCGCAUCCGCUGCGGUGCACUAACCGGGGGUGAGGGUUUGGGGGAAGGAGGCAUUUCAUCGGCCUCUUCCUUCCCCUCUUCAUCGUAGGCUCACAUCACUUUCUGAAGUGAGCAGUACUUGUCCUCCAAGUUACCUUCUUUCCUUGCUGACAGUAAUUAUCGCAAUAAAACGUCCGUCUCAUGGAAGGGUUGACGCUAACAAGGCCGCCAUAACUGGGCAUCUAUGGCCGUCGCCCAGCAUAAGCGAUCUCUGCGUCAAUAUUAAUCCAAUGUUAGAUAGCUUCGUCCGGAGAAGGGCUUUUGAAAUAACUGCCGAUCAAUAUAAGCGGCCGAGCCUUCGCACCUUUAAACGUGCAUUUUUCUACCGCAAAAUCUUUCGGAGCUAUUACUUACAUCGCGAAAAGUAUAUAUCAGUAGGUCGACAUUGCGUCUGUUUCAACAACCAAUCUGGUCUAUCUCUGAAUUAAAAAAAACACGCGUGACGUGAUUUCUGCAAAGCUGGCACCACCACAAUUUAAAAAAAGGCCGCACCUUUCGAAAUGUUUUUUUUUCGUAUCCAGUAUUUUUUGUCCUGCUUCGAAUCGGUCGUUAAGAUUUGGUUCGAGGUUUUCGUUCCUUGUACACCUAGAUUCCCAAACCUCGUGCCAGCUUAACUACGUGCAAGCUUAGGGUCGCAUGCGCGCUUGACCCUGUUGCCAGUGGUCGCGCGGAUAGUUUAUCAGCAGCACGGAUAAUAAGCUGACCCACUUCUUACGUAUACGUCGUCCUAGUCAGACUUAGUUAUUUAGGGAGCGCAUGUGCCAUUUUUACUUGUCCAACGACCCUAUCAGGUUACCGGAGUGGGGGCACACGUUCACUACUUUUUUAUGUCCUAGGCCUCUGUCGUCGUCGAAAGUUGUAUAGCACCAAACAACCAAUGCUCUGAAGGGAUGGGUCAACAAAAAAGGAAAGACCGGAGUGGACGAUACUAGGCUAGUUUGUCAGCUAACUUCAUCUACGAGAACAGUCAGAACGCUUAGGGAAACUACUUGGUGAACUGGGUAAUUAGUGGGACGGCAUGCGGUUUCUAGUAACUAAGGGAAUGUUGACUGAGCGAGCACUGUGGCUGUUUGACCGCCUCUGUCUGAGGACCAUCCUUCGAGUGAAGUACACCGACAUCGUCUCACAUGAGACUGUCCGAACUCACUGCGACAACUUCGCGAGAAUAUCUCGGACCAUCCAAGAAAGACGACUGGAGUAGUUUGGGUACGUUCUCCGCGUUCACCUAAUGAGCUCAGUGCUUCCUCCCUUGAUCUGGCGCUGUUGCUCACGCGGAGAUGUCAACGGGAGGUCGAAUCAUAACUUGUCUGGACACAGUUCUUCAAUACAUGAAAGUGGUUCUUAAAGCGUCGGUAUUCGGUCUCUGUCGGUGGAAAAUAGGGUAAAUUGGGCUCUCCAGACCCGCUGUGGCAGACUCUCAUACAUGGCGACAUCAUCGGGACCGACCAACGCAUUACCACAACUGUGCUGACUAUGUUAUUUCGCAUGAGGUCAGAUUAACAAAGCAGGAUGAUGCUGCUAUCAUUUGGUCUCGGUUAGCAACUCGAAGUCUCGGGCUCUCCGUCGGGCUGAUUGUCUUUAGUGAUUUCUAACCUAGGCCAGUCUGCUUUUCUUUGCAUGUCUCCAGGUGUUUGCAGUUUAUUUUUCACGCUCCUAUUACCCUUCAGCCCUGCGGUGUGGACUAUGAACUCCGGGCCUACAUAGCCGAGGAGUGUGAUGAAAAGCCUCAAACUCGGUACGUGCUCCUAUGCGUCUGAAGAUAUUACUUGUCAGAGGUCUCCAACAUCCACGUGGUUUUCUCCCGAAAGCGCAGUCUGCUCUAAGCAUGCGGCUCCUUUUUUAAAAAAAUAAUAGUGUUUUCUUUUUGAUCAAUACAGUCUGUCUCUUUUACCGAAAUCGAUCAUCCUUCAUCCAAGGCCAUCAUCUUAACUCCCUUGCCUUUCUCACCAGCAUACUGCCCCUUCUAAACCGUCGUCUCAUCUGGCGGGAAUCAAGGUUAUUAAACAGUUUGAUUUUUUCGCAUACUCAGUGUCCUCAUCUUAUUACCCAUUGUACAUUCAUUUAUAACGGAUUUCAUCAUGACCGAUUUAGCUGGCCCAGUGUUUCAGUCGACUGGCAGCAGAUUCACGAGCGAACAUGAACAAGGUGAUACGUUAGCGUCGCAAGCCGAAGGCUGUGGGGCAAGAUAUUAUCUCGAAGUCAGCUUCCACCACCCCCGACCACACCUUUAAUCGACCCUUUCGUCGCCGUCGCCGGCCGGGCGGGCGGGGUGACAGUCCGGACAAUUUCACCUCCAGGCAUAUGCGUAGGAUAUAAUGGAACUUCAGGGGGGGUGUGUGAGUGGGGGGAUAGAUGGCUGGCCUCAGAACAAGUAAGAGUUUCGCUUAAUUAGUUUCUGUGGGCGUAAACCCGGGGAAGACACCUAAUGUUACACUCGUCUUCCACUACGGUCCCGACUGCGCACGGGGUUGCGGAUUUAGCCAUGCCGAUUUAGUCAUGCAAUAAAAGGCCUAGAGUGGUUAUUGUAACAAGAACGGCAGCGAUAUAACUGCAGUCACCGUAGAGAUUGAUACAGUUUAUGUCGGUAUGCAGCUUUUUGGUGCGUUCCGUAUGAUUCCACAAACUUUAGCUUCUUUUUGCCUGCUGCGACUCGGGCCUAGUAGGUGGUUGUACUCGCGGUCUGUUUUGAACAGGCACUCAUUCACCUCAAAGUUUACAUUUCACUGAACACAUUUCCCGCACCUCCAAGCUAAUAGAAUGGUUACUAGAAUGGGCUUUUGUGUUGGAUUUAUCCACAAGAUGUUAACUUCCACGCAUAACGCCUUCGCAUGCAAUCAUGACUGAUUAUUAGACACCAAGUCUCCCUCAAGAAGUGGCUGUGGGCUUUGCGCUCUUCAUGAACCAUGCUUCUUGUCGCCGAACUUAAGGCCUUUAUGGUCUGGCCUUCCCCUGUUAACGAAUUCAAAGGCAGCCUUACGCACCAAAGGCUCCUCCCAUAUAGAAGGCGCUAAUCGGCUCAUGCAAUGGGGUUCCUCUUAAUGAAUUUCGUAUUGGUGCUGUCACUUCCCGGCCUUUUCAACUACUAAGGGAAUUUUUCACUUAGUUCUGUUAUGUCAUUAAUAUUCACCCAGGUUGUAUCAUCUGAUUUAACAGACCCGAGCUUUCCUGUGCAUUCACUAACCGGGCUUUCAGGCCUUAUGUGUGGGUAACUGGAAGUCAGUUAUAUUAGUCUACUUUUUUUUUUUUAUUACCAAGAGCAUUUUAUUUCACAAAACCCGUCCCGGUUUUAUGUUAUUUAAAUUACAUACUCGUCCCCACAAAGCUGUUUAACAGUGUAGAGACUGCAUGACGCGUAAUCGGACUGAUUAUUUCUGCAGAGGAAGCUCGGUGUGCGUGAUCCUUUUCUCUCCCCUUUAGCCAAACCUGUCAUUGUGUAGCUCUAUAGUGCUCAAUAAUAGUAAGUGGCAGGUCGUCUGGUGCGCCGCUGCUCAAAAUCGGACAGUGAUGCAUGGUAGGAAGGUAGAGCAAGUGAUCUUGAAGGCGGAAAAGCCGGCAUUUUAUUGCUGAACAGUUUUUGAAGAGGAAAAAGGCUGGCAAGAAUCUCUGUUUACCGAUGGUUGUCCAAACUUACCAAGGUGUUAUCGUUCUCUUGUCAUUAAACGAUUGCUCACGGGGCUCUAGACUGAGGUCUCAAGGUUGAACGAAAAUGUCCGUUUCCGUCUUGUUGGUAAGUUGGGUCGGCUCACGACAGUUAUUGCAGUUAUCAAAGCUGGCUCAGCCAAUAGAGCGUUCGGUUUAAUGAGCAACUGCGCCAAGCCAAAUAUCAGUUCUUACGGGGCCGGAGCAGGCGUUUGUGUCACUGAGUACGACGAAUAAACCAGAAACGACCAUAAAGGCACCACUGCCUUUGCCUGUAUUGCACCAUACUACGUGUUGGUUGUAGCGUCAUUUUUGUGGCAGGCAGACAGGACCCCCAAACCCUUGGGAAGAACAGAAAAGUGAGAUCUGAGAUGGAGUUACACUCGGUUUUUCCCCUCCCUCAACCGUUUCAACAUCCUUAAUUCCCGUAAAGAUGUAAAAAGUGUCGCCCACUGAUUCGAACGAAAUUGUUUAGGCUGAACAUCUUGCCCUGUAACUAAGGAGAUGAGCUUUUGAUGAGUGGUAUUUCUGACUUCCUACCGUACUUGCUUGUCGUUUAAGAUUUCUAACAAUAAAAAUGUCAGGUAACACAAGGUUCCUCUAGAAUAUGCUAGGAGGAAGACAAAAUGUGUGCUCCUCAGUCAUUCAUGUUUUUUCUCUUGCACACCAUACGUAACUACAAGUGCUGUUAUCCCUCGUUAUUACAAUACUGAAUAAUAGGUUUUUUGGCAUGUUGCUUUCUCACAGACCAUUUAAAACAGGUCUGCGUAAGAGCAAGCUAGAAUUUUAUGAUUUUCCAAACUUAGGGCAUUUUCGUGUUCUAUUCAUUCCUUAUGAGAUACAUCGUCAAGUACGCUUCCAAGCAUGCCACUGGUAUUUGAAAUGUACUGCUGUGUGGAAAUGCUAAUUCACAAAAGCAAUCGUCUUUUAGAAAUCUCCAGAUUUCUGCGCUUAAGUACAUUUAGUUCAAAGAUCGAUCUUUUUCCCAUUUCUAACAACUUUCCAUGUUUCCUGUUCUACAGCCAGUGACCGAUCUUAUCAAAUUUCGACUAAAAUUCUGAAAUGCGUUUUCGAUUCGGAGAGGUCACUUAAGUAGAGCUGUAAUAUUGGCUGUCUUGCGACAUAAACUCGUAAUGUUUCAAACACUCCAGGAUGUUGGAUUUUGAAUGCACUUCUUUUUGGCCGCCUGCAUAAAUCUCACUCAGUAAAAGAUGACCACUUUGGUGGUAUGCAUUUUGAUAUUGCUUUUCUUUGCCCUUUUACAUUCGUAUAUAUUCUAUAGAAAACAUGCAAAAGGGUAUACUUUACUGUGCUCAUUAGGUAGCAAAUCACUCCCUUUCCAAGUUUUGUACUCAGAGAAAUGGUAUCUUGCGGGUUUAGGAAAGUUCCUAAUUAUGGGAUUUUUAAGGCCGUGCAAUGUCCACUCAAAUAGCAUCGUAUCUGUCCGUUUUUAAAUGCUGCUUACAAAGUUUACGACAUAAUACACAUUCAUUGCAAAAUUUUAUGAGCCCUGCAUGGUAUCUUCUUAAUGGCAUAUAGGAAUGCAUGAUUUUCCUUACAUGGAAAGUAUGCAACAUGUAAGCUAAAUCCGUAAACGCGAAUGCAAAGGCAGAUUGGAUUCAAUAUUAUUCGGGAACUGAAGAGUUUCCGUAAAACCUAAGUGUACCCUUUCUUGGAGUAAAAAAUUUGAAGAAGAAGUCAUUUCAUACCAGGCAAGUGCAAGGAAGUAUAUUUUUGCGCAUGUUUUCCGCAAAAUAUAUUUGAAUUUACAGGGGCAUCUAAAGUCACUAGCGAAACUGCAUACUCCUUAAGUAAUCAUUUUUGCCGAGUGCAGUUUGUGCAGGUGGCCAAAAAGCUAACGCCUUGACGUGUCUGAAAUAUCUAGGGCUUAUUGUGCAUGAUAAUCAAUAAUACCACCUGAAUUAAGCAGUCCUCCCUAGUCGAAGACACAUUCCAUAGUUUCGACUAACAUUUAAUGAGAUGGGUCAAUGACCGAAAUGGUAUAUUUUCCAUGUCCACCUGUUACCUGUUGUCCCACUAAAUGCAGCAACAUCUAGAAGUUCAGAACUCUUAUUUUACGUCGAUCAGUUGCGGCGCACUUUAGGAAAUAAAGUAGGGCGCCCUUUAACAAACGCAAAAUACUGCAACCCCAUUUUAAAGAUCUUUGAGUAACAGACUUCUCACGUUGCCGUACCUGGAUAGUUUUACGCGCUAACGAUUGUAUUCGACAAUUUUGGUCUAAGUACUCUCUAGAACCGCCCUUCACCUAUUGUUCCAGAAUUUCUGGUAUCUUGAGAGGGCAACAUCUAACAAGAAUUACUUAUUAAGAAGAGACCUACUGGCUAAAUGGCGUAGAAGUGAAAUCAUUUGCACAAGCACGUUUUCCCUCCGUCAUCGUCCCAGGCGCUCUGUAGGACUUCGAAGCGCGAACUCAUUGCACGUUUCGGUGGAUCUCGUGUACGGUUGGAAGACGCUUUCAGUUUUUUGUCUCUAAAAGUACUCGGUUCGAGCCCAUGAACAUCUUCAGGCAGUUCUUCAGGUAACUGCAUCGCAUCCUGUUCCUGUCCUUAUGGACACCCAUCUCUGACGACGUUCCGCCAUUUGAUCUUCUUUUCAGUAUUCGUACAAUUGGAUGUGCCCCUGUCCGCCGAAAAUUGCCUCCUUCUCAAACCUACGUCAAUCUGCAGACCAACCCACGGUUACUAUCACACCAACCCUCACAUUAGUGCCCUUUUGUGUUUGCCCGAAUCGCAGAACUUUGCGCUUGUCCCUAAUCCACUCGCCCAGCGAACGCCCCCUCCCCUCACCCAGCACUUUUUGUUUUUCCUGCAGCUGAUUGUAUAGGCUUUUUGCCGUUAACGGCUUACCUUGCUACGCGUGUCGAGGAAUCUUUUCUUCACCAUCUUAGAUACUUCCCCCUCUGAACGCCGUCCAGCGUGCAUAGGAAAUCCAGGGCUUCCCUCUUUUUGCUGCUAGAUUUGCGUUUUUUCCCAACUGCUACCCAGUAGAAUGCAUGUCGGAUUCAGACCGAUUCAUGCGCGCACUCGUCUUUACUGCCUCAAACUCUCCAGAUAAUGAAUGGGAACAGAUGCUACUCUGCUUAACGUAGACGACUUGCUGUCUCACUCUCCUGCUUAGCUCUACUAGGAGACUUUUCUGCUUGCUUCUGUGCCCUAGACUUAUUGCUGUGUGCGUCAGUUUCGAUCAGAGUAACCAUGGUCUGCAACUGUCGCGUCCCAGUUGUUUUUUUAAGUGCAGCCUUGCUUUCCGAAUGCUCAAUGGGUGUGCAGGUAGAUUAUAAGCCGUUAACUUUAAUCUGCGUCGGGCAUUGCCGGUUUGCAUUUUUAAAGUUCCAUCGAUCACUCUCAAUAUUUUUGCUGGAGAUUCGAAGUCCCUCGAAAUUUAGUGAUAACCGCAUGAUUAUACCUCGCAAGGCGUUUCAAUGUCCGGCACUGUUCAGCGUAAGUGUUCUCCCCUGAAGUCGCCGGAAUUUGGCCGGGUCUCUGUUCAUAUCCGUCCACGUUAGGUUGUCAUGCCUCUUUGUGUCGGGUUUAUAUGGUUUUUGCCCGGUUCGGCCUAUUAGGUCUAGCCUAAUUAGACGUCGAAAGCCUCAGUCUCAAUUUCCGUUGCUCAUGUUAGUUUUUUUGUAGUAUAUACAUUUGCGUGGGUGUCACCUGCCAUUAAAACUUCGAAGCGAGUUCAGUUAGAAAUUCUAUCCGAGAAGGAGGCAUUUAUCUAUCUCUCCUGAACUCCACAAUUUCCCACCUUUUGUCCCACUGUUAAUCGUAUUUACCUCUCCCGUGAACUUGGUGGGCCCAUUUCCUUAUGCUCUAAACUCCAUCCAAUUCGAAAUUUCGUAUUGUAGGCUGUUAAAACUAGAUUUGCAGAUCUUAUUUCACCGCCACCAUGACAUUUAUCGUCCUAUUAGCGAGUUGUGGCAACUACAUAUCUUGUUUACGUGUGUACAUUCCGGUUGUUAUAAUGUUACGACAGGGAACUUGUGGAGGAAUCACAGGAAGGUCAUCAGGUCUUGCGAUUUGUCCACCUCCAGCUAGCUAACCUUAUUUAAGAUGCUGUUCGCUUGGGGCGCAGUCAGUUGUUGCAUAAGCAGCUGGCACUUGUGUAGAGAACACUGAUGUUCAUUUUAUUUGAGCUGCUGAUCAGCUAGAGAAAUACGCCUCCUCUUACAAUUUUUUUUCAUAUAGUUUGGACUUGAAGUAAGUUUACCAGCUGUAGGAGCGAAACUAGUACAAAAAUCCGUCUCCCUUGAAACCUGACUUAAAAUUUCUUAACCUACGCGUUUAAACCGCCACAUUCUUGACCCAUCCUGGGCCAGCUAGCUUAGAGGUAGACUUGAGUCGCUAUGGCUGCGAGAAUCCGCCCUCGCCUUAUCUUCAGGGGCUGUUAUGUUUUCUUACGGACGUAGGAGUCCACCAAACUUUCCAUUCCCAGUGUCCAAGCCGGAUGGGAGGCGCUUGUUUGUCCUAUUUAGACGUUCUUUGUUCAUUUACUGGCAAUUACGCUAUCCAUGCAAUUUAGAACCGCACCACUGCACAGGUUCUCCUUUUUGAGGCUCACGCGUGCUCUCUGUAUAAUGCUAGAUCUAUGGCUUUGAACGUUGGAGGGAGUUCAAGAAACAAACUGCCGAUUUCUACUCCCCUAGUAGUGUUCCUGCCUAGACUUUGCAAAAGUCUUUUUCUCUGUGUGGCUUUUCGCGGCAGUGAUGGCUCUCACAGUCCCCUCCCCCAUUGGACGGCACUAAUUCCGUAAAUAACCCAGCUCUCGCGCGUUUGUUUUCCAUUGCUCUGAUUACUUGCUCCCCACUCCCCGCACUGCUGUUUGUUUUUAACGAAAAUUUUUAUCCCUGUUCAUGCCUGCCCACCCCCCACCCUAUCGCAUUAGGAGUUCUGUGCGAAUGGCUAUCCGCAAGUUGACAUACGCGCCAGAGGAAUCUGCGCCCCAGCCCUCCGCCGAGGUGGUAAAGGACUUCAUAAUGAGCCCUGGAACUUUGCGGCUGGAAGUUUCUCUGGACAAGGAGGUGCUUUCACGUUUCCUACCUAUUGUUUUGAUUAAAGCAUAAAUUACGUGUAUUUCCCGCGCUGAGUCUGUAAGCUCGUAUGUAAAGACCAUGAGAAAAUCAAACAUCACGCCAUGAAGGAAAGAAAAUGAGCAAGGGAGAGAAAAUGUUUAAGUCAAGCAUAAGUGAAGGACUUCUUGUGAUAUCAAAGUUUCCGGCGACGUGUAGGGUAACCUUCUGGGCAUCGCAACAGCAUUUCCAGUCUGUAGUAUAUAAAUGCUCAGCAGUCGAACGUUCUCGAUCUGCCAUGUAUUGCCCCCCUACAAUGAGCCACCCCAGAGUUGCGCUGAACCCACAUGGAGUUCACACCAGGGCGAUACAUCGAGGGUGUGACGGCUCAGGCUGCACCACUCAUAUGAGUCCGAUUCCGCCCUCGGUCGUCUUGACCAACUUGACACCAAACCAAGGAGUGUCUGGAGGAAAGAGUGCGGAAGAUGCAGCGAAAGUCUACAAUCACUGUAAACCAAUCCACGUGCAAGUCACCGUUCCUGCUCGCACUCUGCCUUGGGGCAUACGGUGGGCAUCGUCGAAAUCGACAGUCAGAUUGCCCUCAUGUCACCAUAAGGCUGUUUGGACACGCAAGCCCAUGGGUCCAGUUACCGUUUUAACCGUCGGUAGCUGGAUCUCUGAUUCCCUAACCUUACUAGGUAUACCAUUGGAGACGUCAAAUGCGACGAUCACACUGACUGGUUUGGGAAUAUUUUUAUCGGAUGACUGGUAUUAGGGGCAAAUUGUUCCGGCUAUUGGGCUUUUUUCAGUAAUGUGGAUUGUCUCAUCGACCAAAUUCUUCCCUUUGCAAGAGUUUUCUGCCCGUAUAUUAGUCGAAUUCAUGCACAGUCAUGCAGUUGUUGAAGGGAAUGACGCGCCUGUUUCUCUUAUGGUCUGACUACUUAGCAAGAAUUAGUUGCCAAAUAUCGAUCACUGCUGGUUGUUUUGUGGCAUGCAGUCGUAUUUGUUAGGCCCUUGUGACUUAUGUACCAGGCAAUCGAGAAAUACAAGUUCUCAUACAUUUGAGUCAUAUUCAAUGCAGAGUCCUAAGUAUGACAAGUGUGUCAGUGAUUUGAAUCCGCCAUGCUUCCAGUGGUUGUGUAGUGUUGAGACAGAUGUCAGUUCAAAUUCAUCAGUGAAAAGGCUUGCCACAAGAGGUAUGUUAGGGCAGCCCACUUGAGGUCCAUUCGCCUACCGGUAGACGUGAAUUUCACAAGUAAAAAUAGCAGACAGAUCGAAACGGACAGGACAAUGGGCCCGUGACCCAGUUGUUGGAGACAUGGGCUUCUAACUAACAGGUUGCAAGUUCGAGCCCCGGAUGUUGCACACUUCGGGGUUAGGUAUGACUGGCUGACGACGGCUAAUAAGCCAGAAAUGACCAUUCCAGUCUCCCUUGUCUUUGUCGGUAAUACCAUUCUCCCAAUAACAGACUUGCGAUGUAGUCUGCAGAUUCCCAUAAGGCCACUUUAACUGACAUGAUGACGCCUGUGUUCGACUUCCGCUAUAUUUGAAGUGGAAGGAUGGAAAAAGUUAUUUUACUAAGAACCGUCGAAAAAAAAACGAUGACAUGAAAAGUGUACGUUGACUCAUCUUUCAUUAUUUGAGCCAAUUUAUUGAAGUCCUUCAUGCAGUGAAUUGCGUUCCAGUUAAAAUGUUUAACGUCCAGAAAAGAAUGCCCAGUCAAUUGUAUGUAGCAUUUCGUGUGGGAUAGGUAAAAAGCCUUGGAGGCUUGUCGUUUUCACUGACUUUCGGUAGUAAAUUUUCCAUGGGUACGCUUUGUCUUUAGUCUGAGUUGAAAAGCCAGCCGUGUCUCUAGUUUACUCUCCACCGUUUUAAUGAGUUUUUUUAGAAGGGUUCGUGACUACUGCUCAAGUAAUUUACAUGACCCCAUAGAGAGGUUUUAGGGCAUCGCAGAAUAAGUCGACUUGGGCAAAAUUGUCGUUGCGACUUUGUCAGUCGAGACGAUUGCAGUGUUAGGAAUCACUAAUAAACUUGCAUACAUUCCUUUCCUUUCGUGUUGCAAUGCCCAGAAAAGCUGCCCACCAACCUGCCGGGGACGCCUACUACCAAAAGAGUUUCUUGAGUCAUGCCUUUCAAAAGCCUUAUUUCCCUCUUAUUCACUUCCGCUACAACGUGGGUGAGGUAGGAGAGGGUGCGGUAGAUGACACGCAAGUCUUCUACCACUGUAAACUAAUUCAAGCGCAAGUCACUGUCCCUACGCCUGCCAUUCUGCGAGGCAAACGGUGGAUAUCGGCGUUCGCGACAGUCGGACUGUCGGGCUCCUCGCCAAAAGCACCUUAUCGAUUUGCUGCCUUCAUUUGCUUUGCCUCAGGCAGACCGAGUUGUGUUGACCAUUCGGCCCUAUGUAGGUCAACCUGCCCUAGCCGAACAACUUGCUUCAUUUUGUAGUUAAUCGUGGAUCUUACCUUCACAAUUCCUUUUGUAUUUAUUCGGCAUCAGUAGUUAAGUACUCCACCGUAAGCAAUGCACAAAUGUAUUCAAUCUCGGUUUUUCUCUUAACAUUCACGAAAGUGCUGUUGCCCUUCUGACCCGUGCUAUUUAUUUCUCCUUCUAGAAAUAUUACCACGGCGAAUUCAUCGCUGUGAACGUUCUUGUGGAUAACAACUCAAACAAAACUGUCAAGAAGGUCAAGGUUUCGGGUAAGCCAUUAAGGUCUACAUCGUUUGCAAUUUGCACGACCGUUAAUCUCUGUAGAGCAUAUUGUACUCAUUUGAUUUUCAGCAGUUGCAUCAAAAUUCAUGUUCAUUGACAAUAGGGGAAAAAAAAUCAACUCCCACGCACGGAUUCUUUUAGGACUCGUUAGUAACUCGUUUCCGAAGUUGUGGGGCAGUCUUAUUGACCAUCUCGAUGCAUUUAGUGGUUAGUUGAGUUACCAUUUAACAGAUAAGCUGAAACUAUCUCAUGGACUGCUUUGGUAUGCUUUACUAUUUAUGCUGUAUCUGAAGUAUACGUGACCGAUCAUGAAAGCCUGCCAGACACAUUUGGUGCCUAUUAUUGUUGAUCCGUAAGUUGUGCCAAUCCUUUUUAACUCAUGCACAUAACUUGGUCAGACAUGUUGCAGUUCAACCCUUGCGAGCGACGACGUCCACCGCAUGUCCCACAGGGUUAGGGCAGUACCGAUGACUUGCGCAUGAAUUAGUUUGCAGUGAGACAGACUUGCGAAGCUUCUAUCGCCUCCUUUCCAUCACUCACCUGACUCCGAUAGUAUGACAGUGCUAAGACGAUCGGGAGUGGGCUUGGUCCCAGUGGCCGACAAAGCUAAACAGCCCGUCUGCGCGUGCCGCCGGUCACGACCUGGCCUCCGAAAGAAAUGUACCCGGUUUUCGCAGAAUCGGGAGAGGGGGAGGAGAGGCAGGGGUGUCACUUUCGUGAGAAUGCCGUGGAGACCACGUUAAAACGGAGCCAGUGAACCUGACUCUCCGUCUUCGAGCCAGUCACCCAGUCAGACGUGUAAGGCACUCGUGGGUAUCCGGUCUUUGGGCUUCUUGCGCAGUAUAUUUGCUCAAAGGGGACUUGUCUUAACUUACCCCCCGACGGCCUUUGAGGAAUAUCUGACAGGGUUAAUGUGUAAAGGCUUGCCAGCUUCAUUUCCGGAGUUCUCUCAGGAAACAAGGCUUCCCAUAUCACACAAACUCCCCCACGUCUUCAUGUUUUUUGGAGUCUAAGGGGCUUAGUAGGCUGCCCUAGCGCUACCUUUCUUUGUUUCCAUAGGCCAGUCCAUACUCUUGAUUUUACUACAACAUACUGAAGAUUGUUAAUCACGAAGGAACGCAUUUUACAGUUCCCUUCGCUUUUGAAAACUGAAUGAUUCCACUGGACCUUCAAAAAAUGGACCAUGUAGGGUUGCUCGGAACUCCUGUCGGAAUCCCAGGCCGAUAUAUGUGAUAAUUUCAUUUUCGCCCUUAAAGGCCGUGCCUUAUCAUCCCGAGGUGAAUGAGGGGCCAGUUUCUAGUUCUUCACACAUUUAACGUCGAAUCUGAGAUAAUCCCUGCUUUGACCCUGUGGCUCGGCAGGUCAUCCUACUGAAUUCCCCUGAGAUAACUCGGUGGGGAUAUUUGCGAUUCACCCACUUCCUACUUUAUUAGAUUAAUAUUGUGGUAGUGACUGAGACGGCUGCUAAAAAGAAAACAAUAUAUAAGUAUUCGCGGAAGGUUUGGUUGGAAACUUUGAGAUUGGCAAGGUAAUAAACUUCUUGUAAACGACUAGUCGUGCGUCGUUAAGGCUACAAUGGCUGACCAGUUUUGUUAAUUUUUUUGCAAUUAUACCAUGGGGCACAUUUUCAGGAAAAUUUUUAUUGCCGUUUCCUGCUAGACAAGAAAUUCGGGAAAUGUUUUCCUGCCUACCAUGCCUCGCGGCAAAUCAUAUCUGCGCGUAUACCAGCUUUGCUUUGCUGAUUACCUUUCUGGAAUCCGUCUUGACCUUAAGUGUGCCGACUCUCCUGCCUGUUUCGGACCCUUCAACCCAGUGCAAAUGUGUCAUAAGGAUAGUACAGCCAAAAUGAGCUGGACCUAUGCAGGGCCAAAAAGCCGUGGCCAGGACCUUUUUGCCACCUCAGUCAACAUUCCAAAUCUCAUCUCUAGUCAGCCUAAUUCUGACAUUCCAUCGGUAUGGGGUGGCAGAGGGGCCAGGGUGAGACCUCUUCCAGCUAAAUUACAAUAAAUCGGACACGUCUUUUAACACACACUAUGCACUUAUAGUUGCAAAUUGGAAUAUUUCCAGCUAGAUUAGAUAACUGUGUGCUCCCCCUUAACGAGGACCAGAUUUUAAUGGCUCCUUAGUACCGUGACUAUAGCAUUUCAAACGGAUUUAAAUGAAGUUUGGCUUGUGUGGAGUGAGAUAGUAAUGUGCGUGUGUGGCGCGCGUGUUGGGGGACUUUUUACUUGGACAGCUUCUUCGCCCACGACCAUCUCCUGUCAUUUUUACUGUGCCUUGUCAUUAGAAAAUGAGGAGUAUAAGAAGAGCGAAGGUAGAGGGGCUCAUAAGUCCUCUCAUAUGAUUUCCAAUCGUCCAAGUCACUGCCGUUUCUCUCGGGGAGAGCCUUGGUCGUCGUCGUUUGCAAUGGGUGAACUAUUGCUUGUGUGAGCAACCCUCGGCCGACCGAACAUAUCGUUCUGGCUUGACUCACCGCCUUUGAUCUGCCUAAGCAGACAACGAGAGAGGGGAAAUCUGUUUCCCGGCUCCUCUCUUUGUUGGUCGAACGGUUAUAAAGCUUUGCCAUUAUUCCUUUUGGACUAGGUGCUUUUGCGUGUCCAAGCUGAUUGCAAAGCAACAGAACUUCCUUCAUCGACUCCUUUUACAGAGAAUUGGCGGCCGCAUUUUGUUAAGAGGGCAUAUUAACCCAUAUUCGUAGGCAUACUUGGACUGACGCGCCCGAUGAUCUCUGUUUCGGACUUAGACCUGGGAUCGCUGACAGCAUCCUCUGUUAGAGCCGUGUCCUUUAAUCGUAUUUGUAAGGAGGCGUCAUUCUAGCAAUCUAAGACUUCUGAAAAUACACCACUUUUAGUGUAGAAACAAGAGAACCUGUUGGUUUGUGUGAACAGCUAACCUUUUACGUAGAAACGUCUCCAGGCCACGCAAAGCUCCACUAAAAUGAGCCCAUGCCAUGAUGACCGAAUCUUUGGAAAAUUUAUAUUACAGUGACUAGCAGUCUCCAACGGCAUUUCCACUGAGGUAUAUAUUUCGAAUCUGAUGCCGUUAUGGCCCUUUUUAAGACUUUCCGUGAAUGGUUACUUUUAAUGGGGGAACGGAUUAUUUUCGGUUGAACAGAAUUCACUAAAGCGGAGGCUUUGGACGACAGAUAAUGUAGGUAGAUUGAUACAAUACUGUUACGGGCUUCCUUUGCCUUCAUUCAGCUGUGGAUCAGGAUUAUGAUUGGCUGAAUGAAGGCAGAAUAAGCUCGUAACAGUAUUGUAUCAAUCUACCUUCAUUCUUUCACGUCCUACCCAUCUGCUGUCAUAACUUUCCCAACGUCGGCCUGAUGAUUGGUUGCCUGUUCGUGACCUUUGCCGGUUUGCAUCUGCAAGCCAAUAGAUCGGUUUGUGUUCAUAAUCGACUGAAAUGUCUUUUUUUGAAGAACAGCAUUACUCUUUACAAUAAGAUUGCUCUCUUCUGUGCUUUUGGGAUAAUUCAUGGGUGUAUCACCGAAUUCGUCAAGAUCAACACGCGUCGAUCCCAAGAUUAGUCACUUUCUGAAUGCUAUACUGUUUGUCUGUCAGUUUUCUUUAUGCCCAAGAGUAGCCUGUACGGCAAAGUUCGGGAGGCUAAGUUCACUUUUUCCCUGCAUUAAGGUGUUCCCCAUUAUGCGUAUGCUCACGUCUGUGGCGGUCUUGACUUUACGUACGGAUGGUGGGCGCACAUAAUCCAACCGUACCUUCUAUAACAACAGAAGUGUUGGGACGGUAACAGGCAGAAAAUGUAUCAUGCUGCUGUUGAGCAGACUACUGGCACCAGGAGAUGUGUUUGAACUGAACCGAAACAUCUGUGCAGCCGUGCACGUGCGUCCGUGUGUGUCAAGCCUACUGUUCUAUGUGGUGGCCGUUAGUUACUGCCUACUGGAACUUUUAUCUUCAGUUCGAACUAAUUCACUCGAAUUAGCCAGAUGACAGUUGUACCAUUCACAUGGUUAUCUGGAGCAGUUGGCCAAAUUUGGGCCUGUUAGUAAAUCGAAUGGGUCUGCACGCUGUCUCUAAAUUAUUUCCUGCACACCUGGUAGGGUCAUUCAACUGAGGCGUCUGGUGCUGACCGUAUCGUCGCCCCUCACAGCCCGAAGGUGGCGAUAGGUCAGCUGGCUGUAAAACCAUCGCCAGGAGCCCUGAAAGAGCUGCUGUUGACGUCCGAGGAGGCGCUGUGCGGAAUUAAGGAAGGGCACAACUGACUGGUCAACAUAAAAACGGCCGAACAUUGAAAAUUGAUCAACUCACGAGAGGGGCGUAGAUUUAUGCCGUGGAUGAGUUCAGCUUCAGUCCGACGGAUGUCAACCUUGACGGUGAAUCGAACGGUGUCUUGUAGCCGUACCGGACGAAAUCGUUUCCAAGCAUUUUUUCACACGAUGUAUGUCUCACUCUAGAGUUAAUUCAACUGUGAUUGUCUACCAUGGGGCGAAGCUGGAGUGCAACUGAUUCAUGCAACUGGCAUGUCUUUUUAGAACCAAUCGCAUUCGUACAACGGUAUACUUUCCUUACGCCGGUGGUCCGGUUGUAUGUCCUCUUUGACCUUAACGGCCCAGCUUAAUUCCUAUUAAUAGCAUGAUGUCCGACACAGGCGAGCAUUUUCAGAAGGUAGUUUAGAAGGAGACGUGAUUACUGAAUCUUGUAUUUUAUUAACCCAAAGUUCCGGAUUCACAUUUUAACCCGUCACCAGGAACAGCAUCAGGUAAGGGUAGUGAACGCACAAGGAUUGGAUUAUCUACGGGAUGCGCAUCAGCGUUAAAGUUGCAAAGCCUUUGGCAGGCCUGGCGAGUACAGAUAAAGGGCUACUGACAAAGACAAAGUAGACCGGAGUAAACAUUAUUGGCUUGUUAGUUGUCAUCAGCCAGCCUUCUCUAAUCGCAGGUCUUUGCGGGACCUGCGGUUUGAAACCAGGUUCUUUGGUCAUCGGGCGUUAGUAGGUUCAGCACUAACCCUCGAACCACGGGCCCAUUGUCCUGUCGAUUGUGAUUAGGAAUACUACCUGUGGUAGAUGGACGCAUACCGUGUGCCUUGGAGCCCAAUGUCCAACCCCUGUAUGCAGUCGUACAGGUAUUAGUAAUAUAUGGAGAUAAGGGGCUACCGACAAACUGUAUUGUUUUACGUUAAUUAUAUCAGAAUAGGACCAAAACCUGAGGGGGGGGGGAGAUGGAAACGUCCCGGUGACUGAUGGGGAAGAGUUUGUGGGUAUGUUGCAAAACUGUUCAGUCAUCCUCAGAUCCACCGAGUUUUGCAAUUUUUACGUCACUUUAAAAUUUGCAUUUUAAGUAUUGGUUUGGUCACCUAAUAAAAAACCGAAUUUGGUCCAAAUUUAUUGGCGAAAACUCCGCCAGGUGAGGAAUGUAGCCCUGGAUGCCUAAAUUCCAAAGGUUCUACUUCGUCAGUUUCACUGCGGCAUGUCUUAUUCCUGCUGGCCUCCAUUCACCUCAAAGGAAGUGUAGAUUUUUCGAUUUAAACUUUAAGCAGUUGACUGACAGUAGGCCCUGUUUAAAGUACGUAUACAUUGAAGGGACCGCGAUGGGUCUUUAAUUAAAUUAUUUUAUUUAUAUAUUAGCCUUUAAAGCUAGGUGUUGGUCAGCUCUCUCUCUCUCUCAUCGGAUCACAAUCACUAGGUCUUUUAGUUGGUCACUUGAAUUCCAACUGCGAAUAUUUUCCCUAAUUCCCCUACUCGAAAUGCUGUGAGGACAUGGAGGCUUGCUCCCACCCCCAUGCAUGGUAGACACCACCGCUGCCUAUUGCCCGUCCGACCGGUCUGGUCGGCCGGAAUUUCUACCGGGCGCUAACACGCCCUUACGAACCAAGUUGCCCCUCUAGGGUCUUAUUUUUAACACGCACACACAAUGCGCGUGGGCUUUUGAUGGUCUGUUUGGUUCACUAAAGUGACCAGGGCCCUCAGUGUCUUGCCUGUCCUCGCAGAUGAGGAAAUUAAUGAUGAUUAGUGUCAGUAUGAGAAAUUUCGUGCCACACAGAUGUAGGCGGAAUUCGCAAGGGUAAGCCUGUCUGGGUUGUAAAGGUCAUAGAAUCAUAAAAAUCGCAUCGAACACAGCGAUAGCAGUACCGAUAGGUCCAAAGGCUGCUGGGCGAUCUCUCGAUGCAGCGGGUUUUCUCCGACUACGGGAAGCAGUUUAAGUCGCGUUUUACCAUGAAGCAACUAGUAUAAGGAAUCACUGCCUGUCUCGGAUUUUAAUUUACGGAAAAAUAGUAAUAUAUACAAAGAUCCCGGGUUCGAAUCUCAAGUGAUCCACACUUGGGGUUGAGUAUGACUGGCGGAUGACGGCUAAUAAGCCAGAAAUGGCCAUUCCGGUCUCCCUUGUCUUUGUCGGCUCCAUCUCAUCUAUGUCUACUACCAGUCGCUGUGCGACUGCCUGCGAGGGUUCUAGUAUGAGCCCCAAGGCACAACGGAAUGAGCAUGUUCCGUAACCUGAUCGGCGAGCGCCCACUGUCAUAAUAUAUACUUUCCCUGUUUGUCUUAUUUAUAAACGAAGACGCUGAGUGGAGGCCUGAACUUCACUGUCGCCUAUGUGGUGUGGGCGAAACUGGAGAAGGUUGUUGGACAGCGAUUGCAGAAAAGUGCUUAAUCUCAAAACAAACCGCCUGACAUGACCACAGAAAAGCGACGAUUUAAUGCUGAGUCUUUUGCAGUGUUUUUUCGUACAUAGCACAUCGCAGUUAGAACCUUUUGCUACAGCUUAUAAACCACGACGCAUCCACGCAUAAUGACUAAAUGUCUUCAGAACCAUUAAAUUGAGAAUUAAUUUAGACUACCAAUACAAAACAACGCACACCCAAAGAUGUUUUGCCGACAGGGGAGGCUUCAAUGGGUGCUUGUAACACGUUUAUCUUCAACAACCACUCAUUUCAGCAAAGACUUAAGCCAGACGCCCUUCCACUUGAUCUACGGUCCCAGUUUCCGUCGGUAGCUAUUGGACAGUUUAAAUUAGCAUAUAAAUGUCACUCACAAAUCUCUCCCGUUUGCACGAAAAAAAAUUUAAAAAAAACUUAUCCAAUUCUACCUGCCGCGAAACCUUUAGUCUAAGUCAAAGGCAAUGAAUCAGAACUCAUUCCUGCAUGGUCAGAGCUAGGGGUGCAAGUGGAGAGACAACGAAUUGCCAUGGCCGGCCUGGAUUUGUGCAGCCAUUUCCACCAUCACAAGUGAUGUGUUCCACCACCGUGCGACCACAGAGAGCGUCACGGUGACUUGUAUGUUAACUUGUUCACAGCGAAGUCGAUUACCACGCUGUUUACACACGCUGUGUUCUAGCGGCAAGGCAAGACAGCCGGAGAUGGGUGUAGGUUCGGUGGCCAAAGAAUCAAACAACGUGUCUGCACGUGCUACACUUGACCUGGUCCCUAAGUCGACACGCACUCGGCUUGAAUGAGUGGUUUCUAAGUUCCCAUUCGUGGGAAUGUCGCAAGCCCCCUGGCGAGGAGGGGCUUUUACAUGCUGUCGUUCACUCUAACGGAGAAUUAAAAUAUCUCGUCAACCAGGCUGUGAUUUCUGACCUGUCGUAACGCAUCCUACUUAUUAUAAUGAAGGAUGCCUUGCUAUGCCACCAGUCCUCGCACUGAUUUGCCAGUGACUUGUUCGAGCCUGUCAAUUUACCGGUGAAGAGAUUUGUCGCAGUGGCCGAUAUGGUAUAAGGUGUUCACGUAAAGCGUGCCACGCUUAUGUACGCCAGUAAUUAAGGAAGUGCGCGGACUGAACGCAGUCCGACUAACGCAUGCCGUAAGCCGACGUGACUAGUGUUUUGGCCAAACCAAACAGCACGGCGCUCCGCAUUUUGGAGUUUGGAUUUCGCCACGAGCCAGUUGUUUAUACAAUUUACUCCUGAUUCUCCGAAUGUCGUUCUUCUCCGAGUUUCACAUCUUUGGCUGCUUACAAAGUAUUAUGAUACAUUGUGCGCUUCAAGGUACUUUAACCAGCGUUCCUCCUUAAUGCCAAUGAACUUUUAACGGCUGCUGUAAAUAAAAUUGUGUGGUAAGUUUUUGCUCAAAAUAACUGCCUUACCUUCGUAUCAUAGCUGCCGAGACAGGUAGGCUGAGCAUCCAGUACUUAAAUAAGUAGAGUUUUCGUCUCUCACGUUCCCUCUGACUCUCUCACACAAAUGACAUUUUGAUCACCCCUGACGACCUUCAACACUGGUCCGCAGGAUUGGCCUCCACUAACUUGUGGGUUAAUUUUCUUAAAGUAAAGCGGACUGUCGCCGCAUUUGCUUUUCCCUUCGCGCACCCACCGUCUUCAGAUGAUAUGACACAGUCGGGGUGCCAGCGGUGGACGCCUGCAUAGUGGUCGACAAAGCCAAAAAUCCCGUCUGCGCGUUUAGCACACAAAGUCAACAUGCUCCAUAUCCUAUUCAAAAAACCCCGUAUCUCACAUAAAUGGAAAUACCAUAGAUGGCACGUCGAGCUCACUCUCACCCGCUCCCACGCAUCGUAGACCUGAUCGAGUCUGUCAUCUCUCUGGUGAUGAGAUUGGACGUAGUCGCUGACGGUGCGUGAAAUCCUCUAUCCAACUCCCUGCCGCAUACGUAAUGGUCCCCUCCUGCGAAUGACAGCACUCCAUGAGGACGCAUAAGUCAGAUGUGCACGUUCUCGCGACCAAAUUUUAGUAGUCUUAACGACGUUGGGAAAUUGCGUCCCAUUAUGAUAUCUGACGUUUACUCUCAUAAGGCCAAUGGGGCUCAUGCGUAGCAGUACUGCACUCAUGCGUGCUUGCAGAUAAAAGCGAUAUAAUAGUAUCCAAACGGUGACACCUUACUGCGCCUUUCAUGUAUGCACGUUUGACUGAAUAAUCUCUUGAAAUAGCUGAGUCUUCCUGUGUAGUAUGGGUAAGUAGAGCAGGCCUGGCGGUUGUUGGUUGGGGCUCUAGGUACCGGCUCUCCGGUCUCACUGCGUUUUAAAUGACUGUGAAACUGGUAGUGUUUUAUGUUGUAGGAGGUAGUCUGGUCGUGUUAGCAUUGCGGUACAGCCAAAGGUUCCGAAUGAAGCCAAUUCGUACCCCAAAUAUCAUUUGACUUUGUAAGCAUGUUGGCAGGCUUUGGAUGUUCACCACAUUUGCCCGAGACAUUCGUGUCCUGCGUUUCUCCGCUAUUCAAGUGGCCUCGAAUAUCGCUGCCGCAGUUCCCGAGACAGUGUACAAAGCUUGCUGGCGUGACGAUUCUAGAUUCGGUUUUGCAGCUUUCCGAAGCCCUAGCCUACUCUGGAGAUCCGAUUCGCUAUGUCAUCUCUAUGGACUUUCAUGUUGUGGUUAUCCAUGAUCUUUUGGAAGGAAGUCCUUGCUCCAGUCGGCAUGGUGAUGAAACUGAUAAAUGGGAGCAGCGUGUGUGAACCAAGCUCUCUCAACACAAAUCGGCCGUGGUGUUUGCGCCUCUGCGCGCACGUAUCAAGUCCGCACGCGUCCAGUUACUCCGUCGUCGACGGUUGACUACCUAACAAAUGUAGCUGGCAUAACUCACAAAACCUUUUUCCACUACAUCUACAACUCGCAAAGGAUAGAUCAGGCGUUAGAUAACGCAACUGCUAGACCCAGGCUCAUGUUCUGCCGUUUGUCACGAUCGCACGGGUGUGCUUGUCUCUGUUUUUCACCACCCGCUGAGAGUCCGACUAAUCGUUGAUGCGCGCUGGAUACCCAUUUUUAUUUGUUUGCAUAGUGUCUCAUGUCUGUAGUAAACGAGGACGUUCACUGCUUGCUUCCUACAUUUAAAGUCAGAUGAACCUUUUGAGAUUUUACUGAAUGUAUGCAUGGCAAUUCAAUAUCCGUUUGAAGCGGACUUGGCGUGCGAACGCCGCAGACUUGUUCGUUCGAAGGGUACCCGAACUAUGGUUUGUGUCAUGUUGCUCAUCUACUUUUAUGAUAACCCACUGUGACGCAUCCUAUGUUCCUAAUGUAUGUCGAGAUACGCGAGAAAGGCAAGUCCUUUAGCGAGUAUAUGACUUUGGAAAUCAAUAACGUGACCUUGGCUUGUGCAAAUCUUCGCGAAGCCGCCUACCUGCCUAGGGAAAUAAUUGCUCGCAGGCACGUUGGCAUGCACCGUUGACGGUCAGGGCAUUUUGCAGCGGUCACUAAUGCCCAUAACUAAUUUCCUAUUCAUAUUCAUAUUGACCCAACUGUGAAAAACUUGGCGCCUCGGUGGGAUUCGAACCCACGCAGUAAGGCGAAGGCUUUAGCGCAGCCAACGCUCUAACCACCUGAGCUACGAGGCCCCGCCGGACGACGCGAGUUUAAUCACAUUUGUUCAUCUUCACUGUUCCCACUUUCCUCACUCAUGACUCAUCGCCAGCAUCGUACGACAGGCAUGGAGAGUAAUCACCAGGACACUGUCCCAAUUCACCUCUGGCCUUUAUGCGGCUAAUGAAGGGCAAACCUCUCUGCCAGGCUUGUAGGUAAAGCUGACCUCUGUCCCAGACAAUCAACCCCUUCCAAUUACACUAGAACGUCCGGAAAGUUUGUUAAGAACAGGACCACGUACUUUGUUCCUCCUAAUUAGCCAGCUCGUAAAUAAGAGGCUUCGUCAGAAUGCACAGGCUUCUGGUAAAUCUAAGCUAGUAUUGGGAUGUUGUUCACCAAUCUGGUUUGCGAAUGGCAUUUCGAUCCCCGUUGCAGCGCGUGAGACGUCGAAUACAGUAACACACACCUUACCUAAGUGGGGAGCAUGUCACCCCGUGUGGGCUGAUUCAUGAGUACGUCACGCGUUACGGGCUAUUCAGCCUCGGCAGCCACUGUAUCCAAUUCCAUUAUCAGUUGUUCUGCAGACUAGAACAGUAGACCAGUGCAUGGGAGAGAGAGGCCGACACUGCUGAAUUCCUGUUAACUGCACUUCAGUGUACUUCUAACAAUAACAAAUCCAACGCGCUUGGAUUUAUAACGACGCGCUAUCAAUGCCGUCACGGAAGAUUGCUAACUGACGGUCCUUUUGAGACUUGGAGGGCUUCUUCAUGCGGCCUUUAUGGGAUUCUCACUGGUGCAAGGUGCGAAUCCUCCUUCUGUCAGCACGUUAUAUAUAGUAGUGACAAGGCGUUGUGUGUCACGUGCAGCGGGUUGUUCGACUUUGCCAGGCACUGUGCCCGAGUCAUCCUCUGAUCGUUUUGACAUUGCCUUGUCACCUAAGCCCGGCGGGUGAUGGGCGAGGGCAGUAGAUUCUGUGCAAGUCAGCCUCGAUAUAAUAAUUCAGACGCAACUUACCCCCCCCCUCCCUGUUUCCACUUCGUAGAGGACACGAUGGACGUCGUUCUGCGCGUCAAUCGAGCUGUCGUUAUAAUUCUCGAUUUUCGUAAUGUCCGUGCAGUAUCUUCUGUGGCAGUUUCACGGUCGCAGCUAAUAACAGCGUGCAUCGGCAGCAUCUAACGCGCAAACGAAUUCGGCUUUUGAGAUUGUUGUCCGCCACAUCUUGUUUCUCAGAUUCAGUCUCACGGGACAAUAUAGUGCGCUAGCCUUGCUUGACCGCUUUUGGGUUUUCUCUUGCGGCAUAGCUGUUUGAAUGCGUUCGUCCGUGUCGUUUUCACUCCGUGUUUCAGUUGAGCAUUCCGGAAUUGGCAGCGUUUUCUUUUACGACUUCUUUCCUGGCUAAUAUUCUGAUUUUUCAUCCCCUUGGUUCUUUCUUAUCGUACCAACUUAUAUCUAUUGAUGUCGCACAAUAGCUCCUUUAGCAGCCGACGUUGGGAUUUUCGCCCUCAGGGAGACCUGUGGUCUUAAAUGCAGCCUCUAUCUGGCCCCUGAAGUUGGGAAAAAUGUAUAAAUAUUUUAGUUGAACGCACGUGUUAACUCAUGAAAUGUUAGCCGGAAUUCUGAAACGCGUUUUCCAUUCAAAAAGACUACGUAAAUUGGGUUGUAAUAUUAAUAACCAUGUAGCGUAAAUCCCAUGAUAAUUCAGUUACUUCAGGAUGCUGGCUUUCAAACAAACUUCUUUUCGGCCGCCUUCAGAAAUUAGACUGAACAAAAAUGGCUGCUUAACUAGCAGGGAAGUUUCUCGUAGAUUUUCGGUGCCCUUAUAAAUUUUAAGUAAAUUUCAUGGAAAACAUGCAUAAAAAUAUGCACUCUUUUACUCACUUGGUAGAAACUUACAUCUUCAAAUUUUGUGUUUGAAGGGAGAAUGUAGUUCGGUUUUAAUGCAGUUUCUGAUUAUACGGUUUUCUAAGACCGUGAUAUGCUGACUCAUAAAACUUCGUGUCUCUGCAUUUACUGGUGCUGCUUGUAAAGUUUGCAAUAUGCUCAAAUCCAUGGAUAAAUUUUACGAGUCCCUAUACGGUCUCCGCUUAACAACUCAGAGAAAUGUGUGAUUACCCGUACACAGAAAAUAUACUGCUUGUAGUUUGGAAACUCUGCAUGUAUGCGUAAAGGCAAGUCGGGUUCAAAAUUAUUCACGAAUCAAAAUAGUCUUUUAAAAUUGAAUUAUAUCCUUCUCUCAAGUAUGAAAUUCGGAGAAGACUUAAUUAUCUACCAAGUGACUAAAAGGGUGAAUAUUUUAUGCAUGUUUUCUAUUUCAACUUAUAUGGGCAUCGAAAAUCAAUGAAAAAGUUGUGUACUACUUACGUAACCAUUUUUGCUCAGUCUCAUUCCUGCAGGCGGCCAAAAGGGAAGUUGUCUCGAAAGCCAGAAUCCUGAAGUAACUCAUGGGAUUUAUGCUGCACGGUUAUUAAUAUUACAACUGUACGUAAGUAGUCUUUUUCAGUGCAAAACGCAUUUCAGAAGUUCGGUUAACAUUUCAUGAAUUAAUACAUCAACUGUAUAUUAACGGCAGUGGGUUUUGCUGCUUAUCUGCCGUGGUUGCUUAUAGCAUGCGUAAUAAAGGCCACACCAAGUGGUGUAUAUUGUGAAAUGUUAAACGCAGUUCCGAAAUAUGUUUCGGAUUACGAAGGAUUACUUGGUGGGAGUGUAAUAUUGAUUAUAAUCCAGCACAGUUUUAAGAAUGCCGGUCUUCGCAUGUGCCUUUCUGUCAUGAAGGAGUUUGUUGGCCUGACGUUUCAAAUUCUCGCUCGAACCCAUCGUCAGAGACAGUCACUGAUGAUGGGUUCGAAUGAGAAUCCGAAAAGCCAGUCCAAUAAGCUCCCUGUUUCAGUGGUCGCAUUUCUUCUUCCUCUUCUGAACUGCUUUCUGGAACUUGCCAGUUCGUUUCUAUCGACCUUUCUGUCUGCCUGCAAAAACCACGUAGGAGCAUGUAGCAUGUAUUCUCUCAUUGAUUUUCGAUGCCCUUACAAACAUAAAUAUAUAUUAUAGGAAGCACGCAAAAAAUAUUCCCUCUCGUAUCCAUUGUGUAGUUCUUUACGUCCUCAGUAAAUUUUAAAUUCAAAGAAGAAGUGGUUUUCACUCUCACCGUAACUUGCGAUGAUGAGAUUUUUAAGACCAUUAACUAUCGAUUCAAAUAUAAUCGUGCCAUGUUAUUACCGACAAAGACAAGGGAGACUGGGAUGGCCAUUUCUGGCUUAUUAGCCGUCGUCAGCCAGUCACGCUCGUAGAAACGAUCGGUGAGCGCCCCCUACCAUUAUAAUCGUACUGCUCUGUUCAUUAAUACUCGUCGCGAAAUUCUCAACAGUGUCCACGUCAGUUGCAAAAUUUUUUAACUGUCUCUGGUGUCCUCUUGACAUGAUAGUUCCACCGUCGUGACCGACGAUGUCCUCCGUGUGCUUUACAUCAGAGUGAGAGUAGGGAUGAUAACUUACGCAUGGCUUCUUUUAUUGUGAUGGUAGAUUUGUGCCGCAUCUACCGCAUCCUCUUCCCCUCCCCCACCUAGAACCGGUGUCAAGAAAGAGUCAGGAAAACCAGAGGCGGGCCAGGGCGCACGCGGUCUGCAUGGCAAGGACGCUCACCUUGGCGUACCCCUACCCCUCCUCUUCUAUAUCGUACUCCGACCAGGUUUUUAUACGAUAGCGCAGCGGAAUUUAUUUAUAACAGAGAAUAGUGCACGAGUUUUCUUAAAUUGAAAGUUUUCAGCGUAUAGUUUGGAAGCAUAAGUUCAGCGACAAGGUCGGGUUCCAAUUAUCCGGGAAUUGAAAACUUGAGACCGGGGAUACUUUCUUCUGAGUAUAAAACUGUAGAUGGCGUAAUAUACUACCAGUCGAAUGCAAGAAAGGAUAUUUUUGUGGGUUUUUUCUACGAGACAUAUUUGGAUUUGCAAUGUUAUCCAAGCUUAAUGGAGUAUUCAUACUAUUUGAGUAAACAUUUUCUGCCAUAUAUGCUUUUUGCAGGCGACCGGAAAGGUGCGCAUUCAAAAGCCGGCCUCUUGGCGUGACCGAAAUAUCUAGGUAUUAUACUACCUGAGUGAUGCUUUAUAGACGAAAACGCAUUUCGAAAUUUACGCCAACAUUUCACCAGGUACGAAACCUAUGGAAAUUGCUGAAAUUGGCUCUCACUAUCGAGAAGGAGCCGUAGGAAAGCUGAUUAGGAGAUCAGAUGCCCUUCUAUCACCCACUACCACCGAUCCACGUGAAACUGCUACGGUGGGCACCACACAGUCUUUGAGGAUGAAAACCUAAUCAGUAUUUCACCUGUCAAGAAGGCCGUAUUGGCGGAAACGAGGUCCCAGGUUCACUAUCCAGCUUUCUGGAAGUCAGCGUUCUCGUAACGGGUUGGGGCGGGUCUACUAACAAUUGCAACGGCCUGCCGAUUUUGACACGAUAUAGAUGAGCGAUAUAUUACUUCCACAACGGCUCGUUACUGGACACCAAAGCUGUCACAUUAGGCAGCUAGCUUACCCUGUGUGAUACUUUUCACUCCACGCUAUUUUGCAGCAGGUUAUGUGUGUCUGAGCAGGUAGAUGACUGGGAGAGGGCACGAUCUGGACUGUCUCCGUCUUGUGUCUACCGCAGAUGCCAUGUUUCAAACAACCGACGCAUCCAAAUGUUGCUUUUCACCUUGCUCUGCGUUAUUCAACGGCGCCUCAGCUGUCUUUUCGUGGUAUAAGUUACUCAAAGUCGGUUGUUCAGCAUGACUAUUAAAUCGGUCCGUGGAACAGGUUGUCUUAUAAAGUCCUUAGCCUGCUUUCGGUUUCUUCGAGGAUUCGCAUUCGAUUUCUUGCCUAAAAUGGCGACCUUGCGCACGACAAGAUCAUUUUCUGUUGUUACUUUCUUAACAUUAAUAUUGCUUUGGAUGGGACUAGGUUUUUCCCUUUGUCAUCCAUGUCGAUUUUUCUCGUGAUAGUUUUUUUGGUAUUAACAUCAACAACCUAUUCUUACGUUCUGUUACUUUACUCCUACCAGUUAUGCAAGUUGCGGACAUUAUGCUCUUCAGUCGGGCCGUGUACAAGUGCACCGUUGACGAAGCAGAAUAUGAGUAAGUUCCUUACAUCCCUUUUUGACUUUGUUCACGAUCGCAUUGUCUGUUGUGGAGAUUAUUGCUUCCAGAUGGGGUCGGUUGGUGGGGUGUGGGGGCCACCAACCCGGUCCUAUCUUUAUUUGUUAAGUUUUUAGCCUGCACGUCCGCUUCUCCUCUCUCUCUCUCUCUCUCUCUCUCUCUCUCUCUCUCUCUCUCUCUCUCUCUCUCUCUCUCUCUCUCUCGUUCUUUCCCUUUUUCCUGCUCUAUCUUCCCGAAGGACCCGUUCCCUUUGAUGAUAUCAGGAAAUUUUCACCGGUUUAGUUUUCUGGCAAUUCAGCAUAACCGAAAUAAGUGAAAAUGCAAGUUCCAGGCAUCAGUUAAGGAGAAUCCAUUGCCAGAAUGAUUCUAAUUUCCCAUUCACGUCAGAACCCACCAUCGGAGUUAGUUACAGCGGUUGCGAGCUCACAGGGUUUGCAAUAUUCAUAGGGUGCAUGCCUAUAAAAGUUUGUGGCUCCCGCAUUCGUCGCAGAUGGUUGCACUUGGUGCAAUAAAUGCCUGCUUUCCCGAAUCCUAGUCGCUCAUUACCCUUGGUUCAUCAUUUUUUUACUUAUUGAUAUGAUAUCUGAGUUGUAAUUUGGCUCACCGCCAUUGACACUCGAAGGAAUGUCCUCCCCCUUGGCUAAUUACUCUGUGCAGCCAAGGUUUGAGGACUGAGCGUGGGGGGGGGGGUGGAGGAUGCACGUUACUGUGCUUGUUGCCGGACUGUGGGUCAAAAAACAAUGAUGUAACCAGCUUGUGGCUCACGCGAUUGUCAUUUUGCACCAGAAUUUCGGCCUCUUCCACCUUGAAGGUGUGGCGUGUGUGGUCCUGGCGAAUGAGUUGUGACGCAUCUUCCCAGGCGCAGUUGCCUAUUUCGCUUGUUAUUAUCUCGUGCCAAGAAAUGACGAUGGUCGGCUGGAAAAAUGUCGGGCGAUAUGAGUAGCGGGAUGGGGUAGAAUUUUUCAUCCUGACUUACAGUUUUCUUCACAGAAGAGUUUUGCAGCGUGAGGUCUCACAUUAUUCGGCAUGAAUAGCACCUGUUUUGGACUAAGUAUUCCGGACUGCUUUCAAGCUAACGCGACUCAUUCACGUUGCAGUUGCAUAGAGUAAAUCUAAGUCGUAAUUGUAUGGUCUUCGUCGAGAGGCACGUAAUCGGCCUUAGCGGCAUCAUUCGGCACUGUACAAAUAGUAAUCUUCUGGAGUGAUCAUGCAUUAACCGUCACCGAACGCUGAAUACAACACUUUUUGGAUCACUGUCGACGGCAAUCCACUCCAAAACGUGGAUAACUUCGCCUAUCGAAGAAGCAAACUCUCACGCAACGCAAACAUUGACAAUGAGGUUGCCCGUUGGCUCCUCAAACGCAGCCAGGCCCUCUGCCGGCUUCAAGCCUCCGUGUGCAACCGCCACGGCCUUCAACUAAACAUCAAACUGCAGAUGUAAAAAACCGUCGUCAUGGCGACACUCCUAUAUGGAGCGGAGACUUGGGCCGUCUACGCAGGUCAUGCCAGGAAGUUCAGCCACUUCCAUCUCUGCCGCCUUCGCAGAAUACUAUAGCCGAGAUGAGCAGACAGGAUCCCCGACACGGAAGCCGGAAUCCUCUGUAUUCACACCGUCUCGUGAGGAUGGAAGAUACGCGUCUACCGAAACAGCUCUUCUAUGCAAAUGUCGCAACGGGUACACGUCGACAAGGAGGACCAAGACGUCGCUACAAGGACACUUUGAAGAAAUCUCUGAAUAGAUUGCAGAUCAACUCGGUGAACCCCGCCUAGAACAGACUGGUCUGGAGAAAAGAAGUGAAGACCGGCGCUGUCAUCUACGAAGCAAAUCGGACCGCCACCGCCAAAGCCAAACGGAAGGCUCGCAAGUCACAAAUACCUCGACUACUCAGUGCCAAUUAUCCGCUGCUUCCAAUACGCCCCCCGCUGCUAGCGCACGAAUCGACCUUGUAGGGCACCUUCGGACGCACUGUACCAAAAACCUAGCAACGUCAACCUCUCCCCCAAUCGUCCCUACCACAAACCUCGCGACGACGACCACCCCCUGGGUAUACAGGCCGUGUGCAUGGUUGUCCAGGCACUUGUGUCAUCUGUUUUUCUUGUUGGUUAAAAUUCUGGUCAAGUGUUUGUUGUGGACCAGGGGGUGUAGUGGUACACCUAGGUGCAGGUCUGGCCGUGCCAACCACCUGCGCACUUCCUCCCCUCAGGUCUUGUCGACUGUGUCUCAACACCGGAUCCGGGUGGGCAAGGAGGAUAGAGAGUAUUAGACGCAGCGCAAGUUCUACAUUCACGGCAGACUAAUUCACGCGCAAGUCACCGUGUCUGCCUCAGCUUGCUGUGGAGCACACAGUUGACAUCGUUGGCACAACUGUCAGAGGACCAAUAUUUCAUCACAUGCAAACAAUCUAUUUUACAAUUAUGCGUUUGAAGAGCAUAAUAGAUUUUCGGUCUUUCAUGUAUCUCUUUCUAUGGUAAUGUUUGUGGGGCUGCUGUGCCUAACCUCCGUGGUUUUCUCACUUGAUAGAAGUAUAAAAGUCUUGUUUUAUCACCCAUUUUACACAUUUUGGAGGCUGCUUGACUGCUUAAUUUUGAGUUAUUUCACCGGUGUCUCGUGACUCUUUUGUUCUUCAAUAACUGAGAAUUCUUCUUGUGUUUGGUGCGUCUUCGAGACCUUUCUCGCCACAAGAAAAAUAUCCUAAGCCGCUUUUGUGCAGCUACAUCUUUAAGCACAUCCUCCCCCUUCCACAGCCCGUGACCCAAUGUUAAAUUAUUGAGGCAACUGUAGUUAAAUUUCAUUAGGCUUAAUGGACAUUUUAAGAAAGAAAUAAAAUCCCAAGCUAGGGGCUGCUACCAUGACAAUGUGCCUCAGUUAACUGACGCAUAUCAGGUGCUUUAUGAUACGAACGGGUAUACGAACAAUAAGACAAAAGAAGGCGUUACAUAGAACUCCAAUGAAAGCUGCACGAGCACUUUUGUCCACCAGAGGGCAAUGCCGCCCCCGCCAUUAUGCACAACUCAACGACAAUUUAGUGUUUUCCUCACUCGAACAGUUAACUUGAUUUGAACGGCUGUCACUUUCCACAAUCCAGAGAACCUUUUUCUUUUAUCCCUAGUAUGCUGUGCACUUUAUGCUAAACGGACCUUUUUCCUCUGUCCAGCACAGAGCCACAGAGCUCCCAGAGCUAUUCACAGUCUAAGUACUUUUUUACUUUGCCCGACUGAUGUUUCCUAGCCAGAACUGUAAAAAACAGGCCGCUACUGGAGUGACCAGCGCCGGCUGUACAGGAAGUCCGGGAAGGUUGACGACGGCAAAUAAGUCGACGAUAGCCAUUCUAAUCUCGACCAUUGAUUUCUCACUAUGUUUUCGCCGGGGCAAAAACUGAACGACCGUAUUCUGUCCUGAAGUAACGUCAAAUCAAUGGGACGUUUUGUCCAUCCCAUCUUCUCAAGAUAUGUAUAUCAGGGUGUUGGAGAUGGAAACGCUCGGGACGUUCUACUGUUUUCUUACUUAUUUCCCUCCUUCAGUCAAUGGUCUAUCGCAGUUUAUCCUUGCUCGGAGUUUCCGAUCAGAGGGUGUCGUGUGAGAACGGUCGAGACAACUUGACAGACGCCGCUUCCAUACGAUACCUGAUUUUGCUUAUAUCUGUGGAGCACAUGUGGUUUUGUCCCAUUUAAUGUGAGAGAACAAUCUUUGGAGUCAGUGCUUUUUAUGACAGACGGGGUUUGAUUCCUCCUUGCCCCCACGCCAUUUCGCUGCUAUCUGCCCGAGAUUUACGCAAAACAUGCAAUCUAUCCAUAUGUCUCACUGCCGCGUAGGUGUUGUAAUUCCAAUGUAACCAUUACGUCGGCCAGACAUGCUUAGCCCUUUGCUCUAAAUUUGGAAAAUCAUUCUUGCUAACUAUGACCCCCCUCUUGUCGCCAAGGCUAUUUUAUUGCUACACACAUUUGUCCACGGUCGCCAGACCCUCGGCGAGGACAGGACAGUUAUAUGGGCUCGUAAUUUUUCAGUUAUGUAUCCUAAUAUCUGGCGGCUGAGUCCUUCACUUCCCUUCCACAGUCUGUCUACCUCACUAUCCCCCAUCCCCACGUGUUUCGGCUGCUCACCGUCUCCGCCGUUUAUUACUCCUUAUGCGUACGUACUCGCGCACUCAUUAACACAGUCCUGUGUCCACCUUUCCCUGCCUGCCCUUCGAAGCAGGUGUUUUCUACAGGCAUUCCUACAUGCGAAUAAAUCGUGGGCGUUCAAACAGCAAUCAAUAUUUUUCUCAGAUGUAACCUGCGAAUAGUCAAACAUUCCCUUGGCAGGUGAACAAACAUCUGCACAGUCAGUUAAAUAAAUAGCUGCUCAUCAUGUGACUUGGACAAACACAGGGGCUAGAUGGGAAUCCGGCAGGCGUUAUCGAGAAUGUUCACCCACGACAAAUGUCUGCAUUCAGGGUGUGUCGGAAGGCCUGAUUGCAGGCGCACGCCGCGCCAAUUGAGAUCUGAGCUGUCCCCUUUUUGGUGUAAGAUCUUGCUUAGUGUAGGUUGCGGAUCCGGGGAUGUGGUAGUACACCUAGGUGUGGGUUUUCGCCGUUCCAGCCACUUACGUCCUCUCCCCCCUCCGGUCUUCUUGACUCUGUCAUGACACUGGGCCCAGGUGGGAGAGGAGGGGAGAAUGCUGCAAAUGCGGUUUAAGUCUACUAUCGCUAUAAACUAACUCAUGCGCAAGUCACCAUCCAUGCUCUCACCCUGCUGUGGAGCACACGGUGCCCCGAUUUCCCUUACCACGUGACUAGAAUCAUUUAUUUUCCACUUAGCAGCGCCUCGGCUGCGCCUACUAAAGUACAACCUCAUUAAAAAUCGGAGGUUUAAAAUUCAGAACUGAUCUGAUUUCGAAAGUUUACACGAGUGCAACCGAUGUUCAAUGAAUGCUUGCCUUCAAACUUCGUGUCCUCAGUUUACUCUUGCCACGCAAAGUUCGUGUUUUUGUUCUUUUUUUGUCCAUCUCAUAACUGACGUUCAAGUAGGUUUGUUGAGUCACUACGUAUCCUCUGUCGACUCGGCGCCUCUCCUCACAGUAUUGGCGUCCGUCUGUUUCAUUCUGCCCAAUCUGAAGUCCAGCGGGAUGGGAAUAUUGUGUUCUCGGUCCGUGUUACGAGGACGAGCACCAGUAUGUGAAAGUACUUUUUAACCUCACAGCCGCCUACCCCCAGUUAGCCGUUUCCACAGUGAGCGCUUUCGUUCGGUGAUGCAGACGGCCUGUUCCAUUGCAGCAGUGAAUGGUACUCUCUGCCAGUCCGUUCCCUUUGCUGUCCGCUGUAGGAUUUUUGAGUAAUGUGCUGUUUAGCUUCUUACUGGAAAGAAAAUUGUUAGCAUGGACAGCCCUGUUUGGAGUACACGUGAGUAAAUUAUGGAGAACUUUACACCUUGUAAAGAUUUCUCUCAAACUAAUUUUAAUUCCAAAAUCUCGUCCCAUUUUCUUCUCAUUGAUCCGCUUUUGUUAUUACUGUUAGCUCAGCUGGAGCACAGAUGAACACCACAUAUCGAUGCCAUUUGUGAAUAGAUAUUCCCUUCUUCCCCAGAUUCAGUCACGAUUUUCCAAUCCCAUGAAACAAUUACUCACAGCGGUUCAUCCUAACUGCUGUCUGUUGCACACCUUUCUUCUCAUUACCAGCGAGGGCCUGCCAAUUCUGCCGAGCCAAACUGGUUGGUGCAAAGUGUACCAUAUGUGCCCACUCCUCUCAAACAAUCGGGAGAAACGUGGCCUCGCUCUGGAUGGAAAACUCAAGAAUGAAGACACCAAUCUGGCCUCCUCCACGAUGUGCGUCCCAUUUGCCCUCUUCUCUGUCUCAAUGCCCCUUGCCCUCUCCUCCUCCUCCUCCUCCUCCUCCUCCUCCUUGCCUUUCCCAUUCAGGAUCGCCUAAUUGCUUAAGGCAAACGUCAUGUUUUUGGGGGAGUUAGGAUGGGCGGUGGGUUCUUCGUAGUCUAAAAAGCAUUCUUUCGUCCUCUUAUCGCUUUAUUGUCUUCCUUGGUAACACGAUAGUUGGAGAGUAUGUUGGGAUUGCGUUCACCAAUGGGGUGACCGGGACAUAGUCGUCCCGUUUUGCUUUGAGGCGCAAUCUAGCACCCACAAGGACAGUCACUUGGGUUGGGUAUGACUGGCUGACGACGAUUACUAAGCCAGAAAUGUCCAUUCCAAUCUACAUCUAUUCAUGGUCGCCAUGCGACUGCCUUUGUAGACUCCAAAUCGAGCCUCAAGCGCAGUGGAACGCUCAAAUACCGUAGUUCCGUUGCCAACGUAGUUGGUGUUUGCGAUCGCACAGACAGACCAUGGGGUCCGUGGCUCAAUGAUAAAGCUUCCGACCCGAUAACCAAGGAUCUCACGUUUGAAUCGCAAGUGUUUCAGAUAAGGACUGCGCACGGCUGGCUGAUGACGGGUAGCAAUCUAGAAAUCUUGUCUUUGGUCGGUAUUCCUUUUAAUUUCGAUAGUCUAGGCUGUGACAGUCCUGCCCAAAUACUUUUCCUUAAAUUCCCCUCGUAUGAUGUGAGAAUACUGCAACGUAUGUUAAUCUGUGCAACGCCCCCACACCGUUAAUGUGAGUGCAAUACUCUUAUUCUGCUAGAACCGUAGGCAGUGACCCUGUAGAUUCGGAAGGACAGGGGUCAUCCUCAUAGCGAAACUCUAACUGACAGUAUUUUUUAGAACUUUUUCACUUGUUUUUUUUUUGUAUUUGUCUGCUCUUUCUGACCAUUCCAUUUCGUCUGUCCGCGAUAGCGAGCUGGGUUGGCAGAAUAUGUCGCUGAGGAUUGUGGGAUUUGCGUCUGAACAAUUCAAAAGUUACUCCUCGUUUUGCAUGCAAAAGCCCUCAUUUAUCUUGACACAUUCGCAAUCCGCAUACGCGAAAAAAAAUUUGGCUUUCCCACACCUAUGAAUGGAAUAGGGAAUUGAAAUGGGCCCUCCUUUCGUAUCUUAAGACGAACCUUUUCGCACGGCGGUUUGAACAGACAUUUAGUUUAUGCAUCCCACAGCCACGCAAAAUAUGGCAGCAUUACGUGGAUGACAUUUGUCAUGCCGAAGACUCGACAGUCUGACUACCCAACUCCCACAAAAUUCUCCUAGCCUCACCAUUUACCCCACUCGUGGCCAUGGGUAGAAUUCACAAAAACUUGCAUCCUUUGAUGGCCUGCCGCACAGAGCUCACGUUGUUGUGGGAAUACGGUCGCUAAACAGCUCACUGUUACUGCGAUGCCCAGAAGGCCGUUUUGCAUCCUGACCGGGGCGCCGCUGUCAGAACAAUUUUCUGUUUUUGCUUAACUUAAGCCUUUCUACCCUUAUCCACCUUUCCCCAUAACAUGCUUCUUGACCUCCUUUCGGAUUUUGUGUAGGCGCAUAGGGGCUCGCGGCCAAAAGCGCCUUAUCGUUGCUGUUUACAUCUUUGUUCCACACAGGCCAAACUAUAUUGCCCAUUUGCGAGACCUGGACCAGCUUGCCUUAACCGAACAGCUUGCCAUCUUGAUAUCAUGCGGCAUUUUUUCAAGGAAUGCUGUUUGAUUGGUCCCUAUGAUAGGGGCUGUGUGGCGUUAGGCUCUGAAACGUUGGCCGCUUAACUCGGCAACUAAUGUGUUAUUAAUUGUAUUCAGGUCAGUUAAAUAAGACUUAUACGCAUACUCCGCAGUUUUCAACUUGCGUUCAUUAUGACGUCCUAUUCGAGCCAUUUCACUGACUGUCUUUCAUGUGAGUAGAUCGGUACUUGGCUUGGGAAUCCUGCCGUCCUUUCUUACUAAACUACGUAAUUUAAUCAGUAUUUUUCGCACUCCGCAAACAGACCAGCUAUGCCAACUGAGACCCUUUGGUCUAAUUAAGGGAAAUUUAGAUGAAUGAACCAGUCUCAACUGAAAUUGGCGACAUUUUAUGACUCGAAAAUCCAAAAGACCAGAACUAACCGAUCCGUUUCCGAGGACUGCUAUCUCAUCUAGGGGAGUGUUAAAGGAAGUCAUUUCACUCAAAGUAAGGUUGGAUUUUUGCGUAAUGCUUUCAGCUUUGCAAUAAUAACCAGUACACACUAGCUCAACUAGCAGGUUUGUUAGAUAGUUGACCUUGACCGUUUCUCUAUCAUACAACAGAUGAUACAAAAACCGACAUACUGCACGCCUUGAAUACGUAUAUUGCGGGAAUCCGGUGAUGCAUACUUUGCCCUUACUGCAUCCGUUUCUCUACCUGAAUAUUUGCCAUGUCACUCUAUCACGUUCUUUGAUUUUUUGCAAAAUUAUCUGCGACUUAUUGUACUUUUACUGUCUGUAUGAAGCUUUGAUUUCUAAUUUUUGACUAUGUUACUUCCUUCUCCAGCGUCAGCGAUCCCACUCAGAAGGAAAAUCUCGGCAUGAUUGUUCAGUACCGUGUAAGAGUUCGCCUAGUUCUUGGGUUCGGUGUCAGGUAAGUGCAUUUCGAAUGCUAUGUUCACUUUAUCGCAGCGAAUUUAUCAACCUUUAAGCGUCGCAGAAUUCCUUGUUUGUCCGGAUUAUUCUGAAUCAGGCCUAAAAUAAGCUUACUAGGUGACUCGGCAACUUUAUAGGAAUAUUCGAAUGUGUUUUUUUGGGGAGCAUGCUCAACUUCACUGGUAGUAUUCAUUCGACUAAUCUACUCGGGCGUUUUGUUAGUCUGACAUCCCCCGCCUAUGACCACUUAAGCUGGGGACAAGUUGUAAUUCCCCUAGCAGGUAUUAUUUUCAUUCUUUCUUUUAAAUGCGUGAAAUAGGGUCUACGAACUCUCAUGCUCCUCUUCGAUAAAUGCUGUAAAGCGCUACACCUCAACUCCGGUCCUAUCACUAGGCUUUGUUACUUGGGCACUGUAGAACCUAGGAAAAAUGCAAGGCUGGUGCACCGGUAGUCUUCGCUUCCACGACUGUUCACGCAUAAGUUGCCAGUGCUCCGCUAGUUAUGGUCGUCAGCACAUCUCAUUGCCUUUUGACAUACGUUACGUCUUCUUGCAUUUGAAUAAUGAUUUGCCCAAGAGCUCUUUAGAUAUUCAUCCUAUACUUAUCUUAGAGGCAUUUCUUGCUCGUCACUUUCAGCGAUGUUUGCGUCGAACUCCCCUUCACGCUGACUCAUCCGAAGCCAGUAAUUGACGAGGACGAAUCUGCCCGACCGACCGCGGCCAGUGCUGAAGUGAACUCCCCACAGGACGGAUCUCUACCGCAACCAAACUCGGAGUCGGAGGAUUCGUUAAAUCGAAACUUCAUCAGCCUCUCAGCGGACGAGAUGUUCGUAGCAACUGCUGUCUCUGUCCAUCGCCUUCUUAGCCACCGUUUUACCCCAGGCUUCUUGAUUGUGCCUUUUCACAUCAAAAUACCCACUCAUGACCGUCUAAAAUCCCACCUUUUUCGUAGAUCCUUUCAUAAUUUGAGAACUGCACAAGCUGAACCCCGCUCUUUCUCGUGAAAGUUUACGCAACAGCAGUUUUCGUUGUGAAGGCGUUGGACAUAUAGGAUUUAACAAUAAGGAGGAGCAUUGCAAAAUAGGAUUUUUAAAGAGGAUAGAAACGUCCGCUUCUGACCUCUCAGUUUUGUUUUUUUUCGCACUGAAAAUUGGGGAUACGCCUACUGGAGGUUUGCCUGACCAUAAGGGCGUUUUCACGGCAUCAUGCAUUAGGGUAUUGCUUUGUGGCGCAAAUAUCAGCUGCUUGUACGACUUCCAAAAUAUUUCACAAUUUACUAUGCGUUAAAUAAAAUUUCCCAGUCCCACUCCGCCCUUUCUGUUUGUUUUCAAUGUUGUCGUCUUACCUUUUUAGCCCGAAAAAGGCCUGCGCAGCGGAUCUUUCCAAUGACGACCUAAUCUUUGAGGACUUUGCACGACUGCGCUUGCGCGGAGAAGACAUUAAUCCACCGAGUAAUCCCUUCGCUGCUGCCGCCGGCGGCGGUGACAACACCCCCACUUUCUCGGAACCCCAAGUCUCACUGACUGCGGACUCCAACUCAGCCCCUUCUCCGCUCUCAGCGCUCCUGAGUCCCUCCUCCUGA
Messenger RNA from Spirometra erinaceieuropaei, 45034 nucleotides. Lineage: Eukaryota; Metazoa; Platyhelminthes; Cestoda; Diphyllobothriidea; Diphyllobothriidae. The record is from the annotation of a GenBank genome assembly.